This is a messenger RNA of Podarcis lilfordi (Lilford's wall lizard), 50800 nucleotides long. The record is from the annotation of a GenBank genome assembly. Lineage: Eukaryota; Metazoa; Chordata; Lepidosauria; Squamata; Lacertidae.
CCUGCCGGCGGUGGCUUCCUGGCUGGCUGGCUAGCUGGCUCUGCAACUUCCAGCUGGAGCUGCCUGGCUGGGUCUCCGCCUCUGCCUCUGCUGCUGCUGCUGCUGCCGGCGCUGCUGCCGGCUGGGGGAAAAUGUCCGAGCGAGGCGGCUUCUACAAGCAGGAGCUGAACAAGACGGUGUGGGAGGUGCCCCAGCGCUACCAGCACCUGACCCCGGUGGGCUCGGGGGCGUACGGCUCCGUAUGGUAGGUGGAGGCUGCUCCGGAAAGGGGGGCUGCUUUGCUGCGCAUAAGCAGCAGCAGCAGAAGGUGUGCGGUGAGCCUCGGGCAAAAAGGCUCCGCUCCAGCCGUGCAAAAGGUUUUUCCCCUCGCCGGAGCUGCGGGAAGCAAACAAUGCCAGCCAGCAGCUGGGCGCUGGAGCCGCUAGGCCUGCCUGGUGCAUGGAGAGCCAGCGCGCACAAUGGGUGCGCCCAUAGACAAGGCGUCCCCGGGAUCUGCAUGCGUCCAGGGUUUUGUGUUUUGCUUUUUUUGCGGGGGGGGGGCGACACCUGCGCGGAUUGUACGCACAGGCAGGUUCUACGCAGCCGCCCUAGUUAAGCCCCCCCUCCCGGAUGUAUGGGCGAAAGCCAGCCACCCUAGGCUUGUAUACCCACCGGGUAGGUGGGUGCGGAGACCACCUGGGAUGUUAGGUACACGUACGGGAAGGUACGCUGGGAGGCAGGUGCGAUCCCGCCCCUGGUAGCUGCUUGGUUGGAAAGCAGGUGCACAGGUGAUGGAUUGACAUGUGUGCCUUAGUAGGCCAGGCGAAGGGGGUGGACGUUGGGUGUGCAUACAGGAAAAUGUGCAUAUGCAAUGUACAAACCGAUCAUAUUUCACCCAGGAUAAUAAUUUUGGGGUAGAGAACAAGAGAUUCAAGGUGGGUUAGGUGCUCUGAACAGGAGCGCGUCCAUAGGUGUGUACACACACACACACACACACACACAAACAAACACAAACACCUAUAUAGAAUAGUAAGAAAAUGCUUCUUUUUUGUCUUGCGUUUUGUGUGUGCAGAGCCAGAGUGUGUAUUUGCGGUCAGCUGCGUGCAAGGUGCAUAGUAUAACAAUAGGUAGGACCCCUUCCCAUGGAGUGCAUGUGUGCGUUGACCUAUAGCCCUGUGCUGUGUGUCACGGGUGGGGGUGGGCUGUGCUCAUUUUCCUGCCUUUUCCCUGCCCCCACCGGGAGUUCGGAGAACACACAGAGAGAGGCAAAGCUGAGCUGCGCUCUCACAAUGCCAUUCAGCCUGGAAUUCCUCGUGGGUUGCUACGGGUAACCCUGGGCCAUGCCAGCCAUUGAAAGAGGUUUCCCCAGACUAUUUUUAAGACCUCCUCCUCCACCUCCUCACCACCGAACUGCACUGCUGAAUGGGACUGUGGCAGGGCGGUGCUUUUAUUCGCACAGCAAUUGUGGUCAAGUCCUAAGUGUGCUUUUAGGAACUGGGAGCAGCGCAUGAAAAUACAGACUGAUUUCCCCUCCGGAUGAGUGAAAUAUUAGACCCGGUUCUCUGCCACCGCCUUUGAGUAGCUUUAAAAGCAUUGCAUGGCAGCUUAAGAUAACCUUCCUCUGAAACGGUGUUUCCCAAACUUGAGUCUCAAGCUGCUUUCAGACAACAGUUCCUAUCAUCCCUGACUACUGGCCCUGCUAGCUAUGGAUGAUGGGUGUUGUAGUCUGAAAACAGUUUGAGAAACUCUGAAAUAUUUUUAUCCUUUUUCCAGUCACUCAUGACAUUGCAUGCAACAUUGGGGGUGGGGGCUGGCCUUGUGUUGGCUCUGUUGUGCAAGCCAGAAGCAUUGAUUUAGCAAUAGUUAUGAUGUUAGCUGUCACUUGUUUAGGGCAUGGUCGGAAGCAACCAAAGGCAGCGUCUCUGGGCCUGGGUAAGUGAUCGGUACUCACCAUGAGUCCAUCUAUCUCAGUAUUGUCUUCACUGACUGGCAACAGUUAUCCAGGUUUCAGGCACGGUUCUCUCCCAAUUUUAUGUGGAGAUGCUGGGAAUUGAAGCUGUGAACUUCUGCAGCCAAGCUCUACCACUAAGCUAUGGCCCUUCCCUAAAAAAAGAAUCCUAUGUAUAGUCCACGGAGGAAAAGGAUGUGCGGAGGACAGAAAUGCAAUAAAGACAAGAAUAUAUAAAUACUGUCUUCUUUAGCGAUCACUCGUAGCCGAGUAAGAUUGCCUUCCAUAAACACGGUCUUAUCAAUGAGUCCAUAAGUGACUGUGGAGGCCAAUUCUGGAUCCACACAUCCUUCCACAGUGGGGACAUUGGUUUCCGGGCGGGAGUUGAUCAUGGUGUGGAUUUGCCAAGCGUGUCUUCCUCCUAGCAUGUUUCUUCCUUGCGUCCUGAGUUCAAGUGUCUUCAAAGCCCAUGAUACUUUUGGUAAAGGCUGUUCUCCAACUGGAGUGCUCACAGGGCAGUGUUUCCCAGUUGUCAGUGUUUAUACUACAUUUUUUUGGAUUUGCCUUGAGACAGUCUUUAAACCUCUUUAAACACUGUAAGGUUUUCAUCGCAAGCUCCUGCUUUUGUGUGGUCAGUAGAAAGCAGAGAAUGGGAGUGAAUUGACCGUUUCCAUAAUGGAGGGAAAUAAGCACUGGUGUUUCCCCAAAGAUGCAUUGGGACUGCUGCUGUUUUGCUUCUUCAUGAACCAUUUGGAGCAGUGAAGUGUGUGGAUGAUGCCAGUUCAUUCAUAAGGGUGAAACCCGAAGCUGUCUAUGGGGAAAACGGACAAAGGAUCUGUCCAAACUUUGCGGUUUGACAGCAAAAACGGCAAAGAGGAUAGUCAGGUAACAAAGGGCCCAAAACACUGAGUCAUAAACAAUUUGCAGCGUUACCUGUGCACCCUGACGGGGUCCUGUGAGUGUACAGGAAAUGUGCCUUGAGGUUGUGGUAAACACCUUGCCGGAGGCAUCAACUCAGCGUGCAGUGAUAGGAAAUACUCUUGCGUUUCAAAUUUCUUGGAAAGGCACUGAAAGUUAAGUGCCGGCCUCAUAAUGCUUUUAUGUAAGUCUUUGCUGCGGCCACAUUAGGAAUAUGUGAGCAGCGUAGGAGCAGGGCCGUCUUAAGCAUAUCUGGCGCCGUGGUGCAAAGAUCCCUCCACCACACACACACACACACACCCUGUUUCCCAGAGUUGUCAACCUUUUCCCAAGCCUCUGAGGGGAUCACUCUCCUCCCGCAGAGGCUUGGGAGGCAAGCUGGGAGGCCUGCACGGAAAGGGGAGGCCGCCAGCGAAGCCACACAGCUCCCCCAUUCACUGGGGCACCCUGAGAGGCCGGCACCCUGGCGCAAGACACCACUAAACCCAAUGGGAAAGACGGCUCUGCGUAGGAGCCAACUCCAGGGGGCUGUAGGUGCUUGGGCACCCACAAUAAUAUCAUUGGGGGGGCACACACAAAGUCAAAGAAAGGCAGGCAGCCUCUGCUGCGCUGCCUCUGAAAGAGAAGCCGUUCUGCUCUGCCCUCCUCGGCCAUCAAGCGAGUCACCCUUGUGGGGGGUGGCUUGGACAAGGAAACAGGGUCUCUCUGCCUCAGAGUUUAAGCCCCUCCCUGCCCCAAAAGUGGAAAGAAGCAGAAGCCCAGCAAAGAAGAAUGGAUACAAAACCAUAUGGAAUAUGCAGAAAUGGCGAAACUUGCCGGAAGAAUAAGAAAUCAAGAUAACAAACUUUUUAUAAAAGAAUGGAACUGGUUUAUUGAAUAUUUACAGAUAAAUUGCAAAGAGAUAAAAAACAUUUAGCAGGAUUCUUGUAAUAAACUGCAGUUUAACAAGAAUAUAUAUUUACAAUAGAUAAUUAAAUGAACAAGCUAAAUGAAUUUGGAUAUGCAGAAGAUAUUAAAAAACAAUGAGGGGGAAGGAAGUCAGAUUUUUAAAUGUUAAAUUGAUUGUAAAACUAGUGAAAAUGUAUACAUUUGAAAAGUAAAAAUAAAAAACGAAGAAAAAAGAGAAGGGUGUCUCACUGGAUGUGGAAAGGAGGAGGAAGAGGAGCCAUCGCCGCAACUCGGAUGUGCAACAUCACACACAAACACACACCUGCAGGAGAGUGCAUGUGACAUCACACGUCCAUGUUACGGCGGGUGGGUACCAUGUUACCUGAGGGUGAGAUGGCUCCCCUGGUGAGGAACAGUGCAACAUCUUGCAGCAAUGGGAAACCUACAGGAAAGAACAAAUACUUCUAUCUGGAGUUUGGAGAUCUUUUCGCCGUGAGGAGAGUUGAAAGGAUCUGAAGCUUUUUAGUCUACAAAAUACAGGAUUAAAGGGGAAUUUUUUUGUAACUAUUAAGAACAACAUGGAGAAAGUGGUUAAAGACUAACUUUUCCCUCUUAUACGUUGAGCAGCAAUAGGCUCAGAACAGCCAAAAAUGAAGUGCUAUUUCAGAAAAUGCGGUAUCAAUUUAUGGAACGCAGGGUGCCACAGGAUGGUACUGGCUGCUAGCUAAAACAGCUUUGAAAGGAGAACAGACAAAUUCAAGAGGAUAGUUACCGUAUUUUUCGCUCUAUAAGAUGCACCAGACCACAAGACGCACCUAGUUUUUGGAGGAGGAAAACAAGAAAAAAAAUAUUCUGACUCUCAGAAGCCAGAACAGCAAGAGGGACCGCUGCGCAGUGAAAGCAGCAAUCCUUCUUGCUGUUCUGGCUUCUGGGAUAGCUGCGCAGCCUGCAUUUGCUCCAUAAGACGCACACACAUUUCCCCUUACUUUUUAGGAGGGAAAAAGUGAGUCUUAUAGAGCAAAAAAUACGGUAUAUCAGCAGUUCUGUGUCCUGAAUAGCUAAUUGGGAAUGUCCAUGUUCAGAGGCCGUAUACUAGAAGCUGGGCUUACAAGGAGAACAAGUGUUGCCUUCAAGCCCUGCUUGCGAGUUUCCCAGAGGCAUUUGCUAGUCCCUGCUGGAAACAAGGUGCAAGCUAGAUGAACCAGAUGGUCUGAUCGAACAGGCCUCUUCUUAUGUUCUUAAGUUCUUAUUUGGCUUUUGUAAGGAUUACUGAGCAGUGAUUUGAGUACUCAAAAUGUAUUAUGUAAAUGCCAAAUGUUUUCGAUGACUGGGGCUGCUACUCGAGUGAACACAGUCAUUGAGUGGCGAUUUUUGCUGGGACCUCUUGGUGUGAUGCUGGUGGAACUGGGAAGCUCUCAAUUAGCCUCUUUUGUCUACCUUAAAGCACGAGGCUUGCUCAAACUAUGAUGCCACAGGUGUCCAGGACGUGUUAAAGAACUCAUUCGCAUGAGAUUGCUGUUGUGUGAUGGGUAAAAACAACACCAUCUGAAUCCACUCGGUGUGCUUCAAGCAAUGGUAUAAUUUGGUCAUGUGGUUUAGAGGAUGCAGGAGGCUGAAAGCCCUGGCUGUGGGAUAUGACGUGGUGGAAAAGCCCAGAAUUCAUUGUGUUGGCAUGUGCAUGCUUUCGGUUUCUUGUGUGUUGCAGACAAAAGCAGUAUUUUAGUGUCUCUGUUUUCACACGCUCGGUGUGUCAGUGCUACAGCAGGGAACAUAUUGUGCCUCAGCUGUCUAAACAGUGAUUGCUGAUAAGACCAGAGAGAUGUUUCUUCAGACGGUUGGAAUCAUGAAAGCUCAUGAUGGUGACCAAAGAAGGCUAAUAAUAAUCUUGCACUUGAGAAUGCCUGGCCUAGAAAUGUUGGGUGUCUUUUCAUAUACAUGCUUCAGAAGCUUCCGGGUUCAGCCCUGAGCAUCCCCAAAUAAAAAGGGAAUGUCAUAUAGCAGCAUUUGGGGAAAGACUUUUGUGCAACAUCCUCUAACGGAGGGAGUAGACUGGUCCAGACUAGGUACUGACAGACCGACUAUAAAAUAAGUAAAUACAGUGGUACCUCGGGUUGAGUACUUAAUUCGUUCUGGAGGUCCGUACUUAACCUGAAACUGUUCCUAAUCUGAGGCACCACUUUAGCUAAUGGGGCCUCCUGCUGCUGCCGCGCCGCCGGAGCACAAUUUCUGUUCUCAUCCUGAAGCAAAGUUCUUAACCUGAAGCACUAUUUCUGGGUUAGCAGAGUCUGUAACCUGAAGCGUAUGAAACCUGAAGCGUCUGUAACCCGAGGUACCACUGUACAGGUGAAACUCAAAAAAUUAGAAUAUCGUGGAAAAGUUCAUUUAUUUCAGUAAUUCAACUUAAAAGGCGAAACUAAUAUGUGAGGGCCAGUGUGGUGUAGUGGUUAAGAGCGGUAGACUCGUAAUCUGGUGAACCGGGUUCACAUCUCCGCUCCUCCCCAUGCAUCUGCUGGGUGACCUUGGGCUAGUCACACUUCUUUGAAGUCUCUCAGCCCCACUCACCUCACAGAGUGUUUGUUGUGGGGGAGGAAAGGAAAGGAGAAUGUUAGCCUCUUUGAGACUCCUUCGGGUAGUGGUAAAGUGGGAUAUCAAAUCCAAAUCCAAACUCCUCCUCUUCUUCUUUUCCACGAUAUUCUAAUUUUUCGAGUUUCACCUGUAAAUAAUGAAAAAAAAGGUAGGAUAUACUGAUAAGGCAGUUUUGUAUGCUUGAAGGAAGUGGCCAUCUAUUUAUUUAUUUAUCUUACUUCUAUAUCAUACUUGUCUUCAUUAUUUACUUAUUUACUUAUUUUAUUUAUUAAAUUUGUAUAUUGCCCUCCAUCCCUCACAGGGAGCCUCACAACAUAAAAAUACAAAAUGAGAACACAAAAUACAUAAUAAAACAAGAACAAACCAAUAAGUCCCCGCUCCCACAGGCCACAGAAGGUUAAUCAGCCAAAGGCCUGGUUUUAUAGAGAAAUAGUUUUGCCUGGAGCCUAAAGAUAUGUAAUGAAGGCACCAGGCGAGCUUCCCUGGGGAGAGGAUUCCACAGACAGGGAGCCGCAACAGAAAAGGCCUGAUCUCAUGUUGUUGCCCUCUGGACUCUCGUGGAGGAGGGCACAUGAAGAAGGGCCUCAGAUGAUGGUUGAAGGGUCUUGGUCGGGAGCAGCAUUCCUUGAAGUAUUGCCAUGGAACCCAACAUGUGGGUCUCAGGAGGUCUCCCAUCCAGACACUGACCGGACACAGACCUGCUUAGCUUCCAACAGACUUGGUGGCCUCAUGUGCCUUCUGGCCACAUGUUAAGAAUAGCUGCCUUAUUCUGAGUCGGUCCAUUGGCUUGUCUUCCUUGGUAAUGUCUGUGCACUGGCUGUGGCUCACCAAGGUUUCAGACAGAAGCGUUCCCCAGCCCUGCCUAGGAAUGAUGGGGACUGAACCUGAGACCUUCUGCAUGUAAAGCUCUGCAGCCCGACCCCUUACAUUGCUUACAUGCCAAUUCCUUAGAAGAAAAAGUGAUCUCAUGGUGACCACAAAAUUUCCUUAUCAUAUCUGCUUAACCUCAAGAUUAUUGUGGAGGUAAAAGCUUGCAUGAUUUGCAAUAUUUGAUAAGUCACAAGGAUACAUCAGUUGGACAAUACCAUGGGAGAAGUGGUUUGCACUCUUAGUAAUGGGAAAUAACUGUGUGUAUGUAUGUGUGUGUGUGUGUGUGUGUUUACAGCCGGCCUCUCUUGUCAACACACUGACUUCUUCCCUGUAGCAAUGCCAGUGAUUUUGCAGAGUCAUUGUGUGAAUCAGAAAUGAAAUUUAGUUUCUGAGAAGCCAAAGUAGCCUUGUGUCGAUACUGCGAAUUAUUUGCAGGACUGUUUUAAGAGCUUAUUGAUAACAUCUUUCUGAGAAAAGCUGCAGAAAUCUGCUGCUCGCUGUCUGCUGCAGGUUAUUUGGUUCCCUGGCUUGCUUCCCUCUCGCUUGCUCCCAUGAUUUCCCCUUUGUGUUUGUGUAAGUGAUGCGGCUGUUGGCAAACAGGGUAACGCGAGUGUUGACUUAAGGCAGGAGAACAAUGAUCUCAUUGGAAACAAUGCUGAUUUGGGGGUGAGAAACAGCCUGUGCUUCUCAGGGGGGUCUCCAUCCUUUUUCAGAGCAAUACUUACUCCUACUACCAGCUUCUGAGUUGUAUUCUGCCAUACAAAACUACAGAAAUGAAUGAUAAAUCGUGGCUCGAUUAUUAUUUUAGCCCUGUGCUGAUUGAGUUUUCCAGAAUUAUUACUGUUGUCUGAAAGAGAAAUGUUCAAUUCUAAAGGCCUUUGACAGGCAAUAAGGAACAAUUGGGAGCCAACUUUAAACUCCAUCUUUUCCUGAUGUCAGGUGUGGGGCUUGUGGGUGUGGUGUGGCCAGAGAUUUGUGCCCAUGGGCCAGAGAUUCCCCACUGCUUCCGUAAAUGUUGGCACAGGGCUAUCAAUUAAUUGGACGGAUAUAUGCUAAUAAAAGAGCAUCCAGACUUUUAGCUUACAGGUAACUCUUAAUUGGGCACAACAGAAAAGUAGCUCAGUGGGUUAGUUACUGGUGAAAAAUCAUAUGAUUCAGGUAUCAUUCAGCCAAGGUUCAGCUUCACAGGUUUUUGUUUGGAGAGACAAUAAAUGGGUGCUUCAUAUUUUUUUCUGGAUUAUUGCCUUAUUGUUAGGGUCUAUUAUUAUUAUUAUUAUUUUAUUUAUGCAUGGUACAUAUUGCUUAGAAUACUGAGUGGAAAGUAAAACUUCAAAAUUUAAAUAAAAUAAUAAUAAUAAUAAUUAAUGGACUCUUGUAAACGUCUGUCUAUCUAUCAUCUGUCUGUCUGUCUAUCAUCUAUCUAUCUUUUUUAAAGGUUUUUUUUAACAUAUCAUUUUCAACAGUAAUUAAACAUACUUUUACAUCUUAUUCAAAUUUUUUACUUCCAUCAAUCCUGUCUGAAAAUUUUCCAGUCUAAUCUCUCAGUAUGCAUUUCUUAUCUUCCCUAUUACAUUUCAAACUCAUAAACAAUAUCUCUAUCUUUUUCUACUUUGUAACACUUCGUAUAUUUCUCCUUACAAAACUUCUUGUAGUCCUACUAGUGUAAUUUGUUGAUUACAGUUGCUCUUCAAAUAAUUCAUAUACUUCUUCCAAUCUUCUGUAAAUCUCUGGUCCCGCAGGUUUCGAAUCCUUCCUGUCAUUUUGUCCAAUUCUGCAUAGUCCAUUAAUUUCGUCUGCCAUUCUUCUUUCGUCUGAAUUUCUUCUUGUUUCCAUUUCUGGGCUAACAAUACUCUUGCCGCAGUUGUUGCAUAUAAAAACAAUUUAACAUCUUGCCUAUUAAUGUCCUGACCUAUAAUACCAAGUAAAAAUCUAUCUAUCUAUCAUCUAUCUAUAUCUAUCUAUCUAUCAUCUAUCUAUCUAUCUAUCUAUCUAUCAUCUAUCUAUCAUCUAUCUAUCUAAGGGUCUGUAACAAGUUCUUGGAUAGCUGAUAACACCAGUGUUGCAGGGUGAACUAGAUGAUUCUGAGGGUUCCUUCCAGCUUUAAAUUCUAUGAUUUCUGUGUUGGGAACCAGCCUGUGGGACUUUCCAGACCACCCUCCUCACUGGCCCUUCUCUGUGUCCUCCUUUGAGUGCUUCUCUCUGCCUGGAAUGGAUCUUUGAAAUGGGCUAAUUCCUCUUGCUUUCCUGGAUUGAGAAAUGUGACUAGAAGCCACUGACUUUUGCCAAAUGUUAGUUACUCUUCAGUCAUGUCGUAUCAUGGACUGGUUGGACGCAGUGGAAUGGUGUGAGGAAACAGCUGGGGAACCCCCUCCCCCCAAAGGAAGAAGACUCAGAACCAGGGGAGUGGUGGUGGGACAACAAGGAGUGGUCAGAGGGAGAAGACUGGGGAAAGGAGGUGUAGGAAGCUGAAGUGAGUGAGGCGAGUCUGUGUCAGAGAUAAGUCAAGAAUCAGAGGAAGAAGCUAAAGCAGGAAAGGGAGGAGACCAAGAGGCAGGGAUGAUUCAGGCUGGUGAAGAGGCAUGGGUGUCUUCCCCUUCCUGCUGUGACAAACUCAUCCCCUUUGGUCUCCCAGAACCAGAAGAGGCAUGGAAAGGGCAAAGGAGAAGUUGGCUUUACACAGGUGCAGUCUCAGAUUGUUUGGGGAAACCUUGGAGAGGAAGGGACUUUGGCCUUCAGUCUCAGCAACUGCUUCAUGGGAGCAAGACUUGCCAGAGAAGAGAUGCUGUGCGCAUUAGGCCUGACACUCCGGUGUAGAUCCUGUUUUUGCUAUAUAUAUAAAGAGUGAGUGCCUGGAGGCGGUUGGAGGAUGGAUGGCAGCUAAUGGAUGGAGGUUGAAUCCUGACAAGACAAGUACUGUUUUGGGGGGAACAGGGUGUGGGCUGGUAUAGAGGACUCCCUGGUCCUGAAUGGGGUAACUGUGUCCCUGAAGGACCAGGUGCGCAGCCUGGGAGCCAUUUUGGACUCACAACUGUCCAUGGAGGCGCAGGUCAAUUCUGUAUCCAGGGCAGCUGUCUACCAGCUCCAUCUGGUACGCAGGCUGAGACCCUGCCCGCCCGCAGACUGUCUCACCAGAGUGGUGCAUGCUCUAGUUAUCUUCCACUUGGACUACUGCAAUGCGCUCUACGUGGGGCUACCUUUGAAGGUGACCCGGAAACUACAACUAAUCCAGAAUGCGGCAGCUAGACUGAUGACUGGGAGUGGCCACCGGGACCACAUAACACCGAUCCUGAGAGAUCUGCAUUGGCUCCGAGUACAUUUCCGAGCACAAUUCAAAGUAUUGGUGCUGACCUUUAAAGCCCUAAACGGCCUCAGUCCAGUAUACCUGAAGGAGCAUCUCCACCCCCAUUGUUCUGCCCAGACGCUGAGGUCCAGCGCCGAGGGCCUUCUGGCGGUUCCCUCAUUGCGAGAAGCAAAGCUACAGGGAACCAGGCAGAGGGCCUUCUUGGUAGUGGCGCCCGCCCUGUGGAACGCCCUCCCAUCAGAUGUCAAAGAGAUAAACAACUACCUGACAUUCAGAAGACAUCUUAAGGCAGCCCUGUUCAGGGAAGUUUUUAAUGUGUGACAUCUUAGUGUAUUUUUGGUCUUUGUGGAAGCCGUCCAGAGUGGCUGGGGAAACCCAGCCAGAUGGGUGAGGUACAAAUAAUAAAUUAUUAUUAUUAUUAUUAUUAUUACUCCAACUUGCUCAGUUGUCACCCACAUUUGCUCUGGCCCACCUUAGUAUGCAGACCCUGAAAGUGAAUGCAGCAUUUAGUCCGAGAAUUAUUUCCUUCCUAAUGAGUGUUGGACUGGACCAUUAAGACCUGGGUUCAAAUCCUCCCUGUGCCAUGAAGCUCACUGGGAUGUCUCUCAGCUUCGUUUUGUUGAAAGGACAAAAUUGAUAUGAAGUCCUUAGCUGUUUGGGAGAGAGGCAGGGUGAAAAGGUAAUUAAACAGUAAAUAAAUAAAUAAACCAAACUUCCUGUUUUGCAAUUAGUAAGUUCAUAAACUGUGUCACAUCUCUUAAAAAUUUAAUUUUAGGACACAUCAUGGAGGGACUGGCUUUUCUGGUAGAAAUGUUUGCCCGCGAGUGACAAGUUGUUUUUGCGUCAUCAUCAUUUUUUAAAACGAAUUCAUGCAACCUUUGAAAGAGCAGUCUCAGUUAAGUAGCUGCCGUCUGGUGUCAGAAGCACUGUGUCAGAUGCAUACUGCACACUGCUGUAACCAAAGUUUAAAUUAAGACACACUGUGUGACGUUAAAAAUACCAUUUCCAAUGCACAUAAAAAAAAGAUUUACAGCAUUUGUACUUUUCAAACUCUUUUUGUCUGGGACUUAACCCGGCUCCAUUCCUUCCACCCCCCAAGUGAUUUGAAUCAUUUUGUGAAAUAACUAAUGAUGCAACCCUAUGUCCACUUUCACGGGAUUCUGUUUCUUUGUUGUUGUUUAGUCGUUUAGUCGUGUCCGACUCUUCGUGACCCCAUGGACCAGAGCACGCCACGCACUUCUGUCUUCCACUGUCUCCCGCAGUUUGGUCAGACUCAUGUUUGUAGCUUCGAGAACACUGUCCAACCACCUCAUCCUCUGUUGUCCCCUUCUCCUUGUGCCCUCCAUCUUUCCCAACAUCAGGGUCUUUUCCAGGGAGUCUUCUCUUCUCAUGAGGUGGCCAAAGUAUUGGAGCCUCAGCUUCACGAUCUGUCCUUCCAGUGAGCACACAGAGCUGAUUUCCUUAAGAAUGGAUGCGUUUGAUCUUCUUGCAGUCCAUGGGACUCUCAAGAGUCUCCUCCAGCACCAGAAUUCAAAAGCAUCAAUUCUUCGGCGAUCAGCCUUCUUUAUGGUCCAGCUCUCACUUCCAUACAUCACUACUGGGAAAACCAUGGCUUUAACUAUACGGACCUUUGUUGGCAAGGUGAUGUCUCUGCUUUUUAAGAUGCUGUCUAGGAUCUACUUGUACUUGUCCUCCGCUCUUCCUCAGUAGCAUGUUGGAUGCCUUCCGACCUGAGGGGCUCAUCUUCCAGUGUCAUAACUUUUAUAUGCCUGUUGUCUUUGUCCAUGGAGUUUUCUUGGCAGGGAUACUGGAGUGGCUUGCUGGUUCCUGCUCCAGGUGGAUCACGUUUGGUCAAAACUCUCCACUAUGACCUGUCCAUCUUGGGUGGCCCUGCACAGCAUAGCUCAUAGCUUCUCCGAGUUAUUCAAGCCCCUUCGCCACGGCAAGGCAGUGAACCAUGAAGGGGUCUGUUUCUUUAAGGUGAAUGAAGUUUCAUUGCAAAUGAAAUGGUUAGGUUGGGAAAGCAUUUUUUAUACUGAUGUAAAAAAUAAAAAUAAAUCCUUGCUGCAGAAUUCUAAGGGUUGUUACCAAAUGCUGCUCUUCUGCUAAUGGACUUCCACUGGUGCAACAGAACUUCCAUUUCUUCUCCUCUUCCAUGCAGGGCCCUGUGCUCCUCAAAAUGUUUUCCAGAGAUUUGGGGGGCUCCAGAGCAGCUAUUGGAGUGUGUAGGGAGAGGGAGAGGGAACUCUGCUGGUGAUACAACCCAACAGCUGUUGUUUCCUUCCAUGAAUAGAACAGUUUACAUUCACAGAGUGGGGCUCUCCCAUCUGCCCCUCCCUUCUGUAGCCUGUGCUCACCUGAAAAUCUGUGUCUGGAGGACUCUUGGGAACAGUGUGGGACAUGGGCUUCAAUGUUGGGUGGGGGCUUGGUGGCCAUCUCCCACUUUCUGAAAGGAGGAAUAGCUUAUGAUCCAAGCCGGUAUCCAAGAGGCUAUUGAAUUGCUUCUAAAAAUACCUUCAGAUAUGUCCUACCUACGUCAAUAGCAGUUCUGCAUCUAUGUGUCAAAAAGAUCAUAGAUUUGCCACGCAUCUACUCAAACUACUGAAACUCAAGAUGCGCGUAGCUCAGAAUACUCUCUGCAGUCACGCAGAUGUGUGCUCAUUUGCCACUCAUGAUGUUCCGCACAUGGCUAUCCCACUGUGCUGCGUGGAAAUGUUAUCCUACUUGGAAAUCUGGUAUGCUUUUAAGUGGCCCUAAGUGGCAAGUUUAGGGCUGAGGCAUUGGGCUCAGUUGCACAACAACAUAAUUACAUGUUUCCGCUAUGUAGGUCAGCCGAAGACGUAUGAGGCCAAGGCUUGUUCUUUGCUUGUGUCUUUGGUUGAGCACCAAGUAAGCCAAAGUUAAUCUGCUGGGCACACAGUCUUCCCUUUUCCCCAUUAGAGUGACUGGGGAAAAGGGAAGACUCUGUGCCCCGCAUAGUUUAACUUUGGCUUACUUGGUGCUCUGCCUUAUAUUUGUUGCAAUGUUUGUCUUGCAUAGACUGUUUCUUGUUCUUUCAGCAGGUGUGGGUGAGGGACUUCUGGCCUUCAAAAUGUUUUUGGGCUCCCAGCUCCCAUCAACACCAUGUCCAGCAGUCAGACAAAUGGGAGUUGCAACAUUUGAUGGAGCACAAAUUAGCCGCCUCUGCCCUUAUAUCAAGUUUCUGUCUUAUAGCUGUGGGGUGCACGUGUGUGUAAAUCUCAGUUGGUCAACCUCCCAAUUUAUCAUUCAGCCUCCAAUUUAACAUUCGGGGGCGGGGUAUUUAUUCUGCUCUUGUUAUCUGAAGCUUAUCUUCUUUUUCAUAAAUCUUCCUCUUUCAAAUAAUUCUCAGUCUGUGAGACUGAGAUUUAUCCCUUGUUACCCAUUAAGGAUUUGUGUUUUCCUAAUUGCACCUGGUUGUUGUUUUCUAAUGCCCAUGUAGCUAUGAAAACCAUUUGUGUAGUGAGAGUGCCAAUUAUUUUUUUCCAGGCAUAAUGAUGGAAGUGGAAACAUGCGGUGCCUCACACACACUGCUCAGCAGGUUUGCAGAUGUCCCAUUGCUUUAUGUAUAAAGGAAUUCUUGUACCUAAUGCCAGGGGGAAAAGAGAGAACAUUAAGGGGCAGAUUAUUUUGAAAAAGGGUGGUGCUUCAAAUUUAUAUAUUUUUGUGUCUUCUUUUUGUAAUCAGUUACUUGCUUCCAAGGUAGGAGUGAACUGAAAAGAAAGCAAAGAGCUGCUCAAUAAUGGAAGACUUUGGAGUUGCACCUUUUUCAUAUCCACUCAAUAACUUGUUCAUUAUCUUCGUUAUACAGAGGUGUGUGGCAUUCAGAAUUCACUGCAAGCAGGCAAUGGCAUGGAGGAAAAUAAUAGGCAAACAAGACGGUGUUGGAAGCCUUAGAACUGCUUGCUCUAUAAACUUGAUUGAUUUUGCCUACGAUCUAUAAUAGGGUUGCAAUUUCUUCAGUUUAUGCCCGCUGGCUGUCAUUGAUCCUAAACACACUGGUGUUGCCUGAAGACACAAAGGGUCCCAACUAAGUGUGCAGCCAGUCAUGACGCACAACCCGGAAUAUACAGGCUUUCCCAAGGAAAUGCAGGUCUCUUCUAUCAAUGGCUCCCUCACUCUUGACUCCAAGUCUAGAAAUCUAGGAGCGCAUGGUGGAGCAUCUUGCGCAAAGCUUGCAUACAACAAAAAUUCAAUCCCCAGAGCCAACAGAUAAAUAAAUGUCAGAAACAUAAAGCUUGUCUUUCCAAAACUGCUUGCGGUGUGUAAAAUCAUGACGAUAGCUAAUCAUGUGAAGGGAGUUUCAUGUGUUGGUCCCUGUCACUGGCCCUGCCACUGGCAUGGAUAUGCAGGGAGUGGGGCUAAUAAUAAUAAUAAUAAUAAUAAUAAUAAUUUAUUAUUUAUACCUCGCCCAUCUGGCUGGGCUUCUCCAGCCACUCUGGGUGGCUUCCAACAAAAUAUUAAAAUACAGGAAUGCAUCAAACAUUAAAAGCUUCCCUAAAUAGGGCUGCCUUCAGAUGUCUUCUAAAAGUCUGGUGGUGGUUGUUCUCUUUGACAUCUGGUGUGAGGGCGUUCCACAGGGCUGGCGCCACUACCGAGAAAGCCCUCUGCCUGGUUCCCUGUAACUUGGCUUCUCGCAGUGAGGGAACCGCCGGAAGGCCCUCGGCGCUGGACCUCAGUGUCCGGGUAGAACGAUGGGGGUGGAGACGCUCCUUCAAAUAUACUGUGUCCUACAUUGGGGGCAGGGCCAGUAAGGAAAUAUAUCUGGAAAUAAACCACUAUCUGACGUUUAGGAGACAUCUGAAGGCAGCCCUGUAGAAGGAUGUUAACGUUUGAUGCUUUAUUGUGUUUUUAGUAUUCUGUUGGGAGCUUCCCAGAGUGACUGGGGCCACCCAGUCAGAUGGGCAGCAUACAAAUAAUCAAAUUAUUAUUAAUAAUAAUUAUGAUUGUUUGAAAGUCUUCACAUGGAAAACAGGCAAAGGGGGCUGAUGUUACCCAGCAUUAUGACUGCCACAGCAGCCAACUUGUAUAAUAGACAGGGGCAGCCCCCCCUCCACCUGAGGCAAAAUGGGAAUUGCUUCCUUCUGCCGCCUUCACAGCCAUGUCCCAGUCUCCCCUUCCACCGCCACCAUGCCCGCCCUCCAACACACCGCAGGAAUGCCCUGGCUCUUGCCAAACCCUGGGGGAGCUGGGGUGUGCUUCAAAGUGUUGUUGCUCAGCUUCGCCCCCUGAGGGCGAGGGAAACUUGAGUGGCAAUGUGGCAUGUGAGAAUUUGCAGCAAGACCCAGGAUGUUCUGUAAAGCAUUGCCAGAACACCUCCCUGUCGCUGCUAGCGGCAGAAGCGAUCGGGCCAUAUCUUGUACUUCUGCCGCCUGAGGCGAGUGCAUCACCCUGCCUCAUGGGUGGGCCGGCUCUGAUAAUAGCAUUUCCUUGUAAAACAAUUUGAUUGUGGUGUUGUUGUUGUUGUUACAUGCUCUCAGAGCUUGGAAUAUCUGGGAAACAGAUGUUUGAGCCUCAGUGAUUUUGGCCUCGCCAUUAGCUAACUGAAAAACAACCUACUCUCUGUUUAUUUGUGUUAUUUGGAGGAAUUGUCUGAUACGGGUGUAACAGAUCAGCAACAAUUAAACCGGGAGCUUGCACUGUCACUUUAAAGGCAGCUAAGGGGCAGUUUCAACCUAGCAGUUUGAAAGCACGUCAAAGUGCAAGUAGAUAAAUAGGUACUGCUCCGGUGGGAAGGUAAACGGCGUUUUCGUGCGCUGCUCUGGUUCGCCAGAAGCGGCUUAGUCAUGCUGGCCACAUGACCCGGAAGGUGUACGCCGGCUCCCUCGGCCAAUAAAGCAAGAUGAGCGCCGCAACCCCAGAGUUGGUCACUACUGGACCUAACGGUCAGGGGUCCCUUUACCUUUACUUUAAGGGGCAGUUUGCUUUACAUCAGGGGUUGGCCACCUUUUGGGGCCUGUGGGCACUUUUGCAAGGCAGGGGAGCUAUGGCUUGGUGGUAGCUCACAUGCUCUGUGUGUUGAAAGCCCCAGCUUUGAAUCACUGAGGUAUUUUGAGUUAUCUGAAGAUUGAGCUUGAGCAAGAGGGCUGAGGAAGGCUUCUGUCUGAGAACCCAGACAGAUGCUCUCCAUCAGAGUAUUCAGCACUGAGCUAAAUGGACCAACGCUCUGACUUUGAUUAAAGACGUAUCAAAUGUUUGGCCCCAAAUAUCAGAAAGAUUUCUUCCUUCCCUGCAUAUUUCCUUGGCUGUUAAGAUUGGCAGUGAGGUCAUUUCUCGGUAGUCCCACUGCCCUCAGAGGUUUGGGGUGUGUGCAACUGCCUGAGAGAGGGGGCUUCUCUGUGGUAGCCCCUAAGCUCUGGGAUUCGCUCCCCACAGCAGUGUGUCUGGGACCUUCAUUGCGAAGUUUUUCACUGUGUGCUAAUGAUGCACCUCUGUACUUUGCCUUUGACACCUGAGAGAGCUAUUUUAGCACCCACUCAGUUCUCUUCAUUGUAAUCUGUUUUAAUUGUUUUUAACGCUGUGGUUUUUAAAUGGUUGCAACCCAUCCUGGGACCUUAUAGUGAAGGGUGGAUAAGAAAUCUAAUAAACAACAACAAUAACAAGCAGUCAUGUUCACAUGACUGCUUUGGAGAAGCUAAGAGCAGCUUCUUUUCUGCUUGAGGAACACAUUGCAUCCAGGAUUAUAUGCAUAACUUUGGUGUGUGAAGGCUGUGGUGUUCUUUGGCUCCCUUUCCUUGUCUUCUUUUUGAUUAGGAAGGUUACUGCCAUGAGGGUUUGUGUCACAUUUUCCGUAUUGUUUGCAACUGCCCAGUUUUCCUUCAGGACAAAACUUACCAGAUAACCCCAGUUAGAUGCUUAACCCUUGCAUUACACUUUGCUCAGUUACAUAAUGCAAAUGUACAGAGUUGGGAGGUUUCGAGCUGGGAAGGGGGGGGGAUAGUGUGUUACCAUGAGAGUGGUCUUGUUCUAUCUCAGUCUUGUUUGGAUACUUCAGGGAUAGGGAACCUGUCGCUCUCCAAAUGUUACUGGAUUACAAUACCCAUAAUCCCUGAACAUUGGCCAUACUGGGUUGUAGCCAAUUCUGCGUGGAGAAGACUUGAAGAUCUGCUGAAAUUUGGUUAAUUUUGGUCCAUUAAUUUUAAUGGGUUUAAUCCAAAAUUUAGUUGGAAACAACCUGCUGGCUGGGACUGAUGGGAGUUGGAGUCCAAAAGUAUCUCUGGAGGGCCACAUGUUCCCUUUUCCUGGACUACUGCAUUAUCUUAGCUUUGGGUUUCUUUGGCUAUUUGAGCCCAUUGCCGUUACUGAUAAAAGCAUCGCAAGCAAUCCUAUGCAUCGGGUUCAGUGCAACAUUAGUUUCAUAAGCUGUUUUAUGAUGACAAUCUGUUUGUCAUUUUAGCAUUUGCGUCAACAUCCCUUAAAGCAAGGAUGAAAAGUGUAGCAACUUUGUAAGUUGCUUCAUUCCACCACCACCCAACACAGGAAUUAAUAAAUAUUUAUUCUUCUCUUCCUCUCUAAGGAGACCAGAGUGCUGUAUACUAAAACCAGUAAAACAAUAUGAAAUUGCACAUAUUCAGUAUCCGUUUCACAUUUCUCUGAGUGUAGCUGGUGUGUUGCAUAAUAUAGUAGGCAAAUACCACUUCCUCUUUGUGUCACAUCAGAUAAAGAAGCAGUUGUGAAAGGGAUAAUUAAUGUUAAAAGAAAUAGUAAUACCAGCUUUUAACCCUUAGGCUCCUUAGAAAUAAGCCUUUGCAAUUUCUAGGAGAAGAGCCAGAGUUAAUGGUCUUAUUCUGACCAGAACGUCUGCCUUCAAAACUGUUUUUUUAGAUGAGUUUGCAUUCUUUAUUUGCUGACUUCCGCUUUCCUCUCUGAGUAGAAAGAGACGAUUUGCCUGCAGUGGAUCACUGUGGACUGAAACAUCUGCAAAUAUUACAAGUUUGAGACUCUGCACAAACAAUUGGCUUUGUUACUAGGACUGCCAAACCAUUAAGGAUGUUUUAAAUCUGAUUAUCUGACUUUUAGGGACGUGGGUGGCGCUGUGGUCUAAACCACAGAGCCUAGGGCUUGCUGAUCAGAAGGUCGGCGGUUCGCAUCCCCGCGACAGGGUGAGCUUCCAUUGUUCGGUCCCAGCUCCUGCCCACCUAGCAGUUCAAAAGCACGUCAAAGUGCAAGUAGAUAAAUAGGAACGCUCUAGUAGGAAGGUAAACAGUGUUUCCGUGCGCUGCUCUGGUUUGCCAGAAGUGGCUUAGUCAUGCUGGCCACAUGAUCUGGAAGCUGUCUGCAGACAAACACCGGCUCCCUCGGCCUAUAGAGCGAGAUGAGCGCGCAACCCCAGAGUCGUCCACGACUGGACCUAACGGUCUGGGGUACCUUUACCUUUACCAUUUUUAUCUGACUUUUAACUGAUGAACCAGUCAAUUAAUAGUCACAUACUAUAUACUCCAGGGACAAAUCAGUGUUUUAGGUCUGCCGUUCAGUGUUGCUCAUCACUCUUCUUGAAACUUAAAUGAGAUGUUUAAAUUCGAUUUUCUUCCUUCUUUAUUUUAUGGAUCUUCCUUCAACUGUGCAUUGCCGUAGCUACUUAUUUAGACAGCAAGGCAUCAGAAACAGCUACAAUGACGGCCAUAGUAAGGAGCGGAAUAUUUAAAGCUGCAAUCUCAUGCACAUUAGAACUACUUUAAUUGGAGUAACCCCAUUACACUCAGUAGGAUUCGUCUGCAUGUAAAUAUGCAUAUGAUCAGGCUGCGUGUGAGAGCUUUCAUUUGCUUCUCAUUAAGUGUGUGCUGAUCUUUGUGAAAUUCAUUGCAAAAAAUGAAAGGGUUCUUGUAUUUGUGCGGGUUGCUGUUGCUAGGAGCUACCAUACAAGUAUCAACAAUGACAUUGCAAGACGGCAUGAGCAGGUAAAACACCCAACCCUUUUCUCUAUUUCCAGCCCUUAAAAAACCCAGGAUGUACUGCUUAGUGCUCCACCUGCAGUCCAGUGCAGAUUUACUUGCAACCAGAGUGGCUAUGUGUCCUACUUAACAGAGGGCAGCCUUCUACUAGAAAAGCUGUCAAAGGACAGUCCUCUCUUUGAAGGCAACCUCAGUUUGGAAACUGCCCAGUCAAAUCGUUAGAAGGGAGAUCAGGAACCUUGAAAUUGUCCAACAUUUAGUAUCAGGACAGGCACGCAGGACAAUACACAUUAGUCUUCCCAUUCUACAGUGGUACCUCGGGUUACAGACGCUUCAGGUUACAAACGCUUCAGGUUACAGACUCCGCUAACCCAGAAAUAGUACAUUGGAUUAAGAACUUUGUUUCAGGAUGAGAACAGAAAUCAUGGCGCGGCGGCAGUGGAAGGCCCCAUUAGCUAAAGUGGUACCUCAGGUUAAGAACAGUUUCAGGUCCAGAACAAAUUAAGUUCUUAACUGUAUUUCUCAAUUUUCCUCUGUACAUAUCAAUUAGCAUACACAAACCUAUGCAACUCUGCAUGUUUUGCCUUCAAUUCUUCUUCUUCUUCUUCUUCUUCUUCUUCUUCUUCUUCUUCUUCUUCUUCUUCUUUGGGUAAUGGGUGAUGAGGUACCGGUAUUUAUUCACUUUUAGUUAUGUAUAAGUGGGCACCCUGCCUGAAAUUAAUUCCCAUUAAAAAAAGGUAAAGGACCCCUGACAGUAAAGUCCAGUCACAGACGACUCUGGGUUUGCGGCACUCAUCUUGCUUUUCAGGCCGAGGGAGCCGGCGUUUGUCCACAGACAGUUUUUCCGAGUCAUGUGGCCAGCAUGACUAAGCCGCUUCUGGCGAAACCAGAGCACGCACGGAAACGCCGUUUACCUUCCCACCAGAGUGGUACCUACUUAUGUACUUGCACUUUUUGGCAUGCUUUCAAACUGCUAGGUUGGCAGGAGCAGGGACCGAACAAUGGGCGCUUAACCCGUCAUGGGAAUUCGAACCGCCGACCUUCCAAUCGGCAGGCCCAAGAGUCUCAGUGGUUUAGACCACAGCGCCACCCACGUCCCAUUACUUCCAAGUAAAUAUGACUAAGGAUAAUGUUGUUUGACCCAGCUAUGAGGGAGAGGAAGCGGAAUGGGACAAAACAAUUAUUUUUCAACUCCAGGUUACCUCUGUGGCAGUGGGAUGGGGGCAGAAUGAUUCCCCCUGCCACCUACUGGGCUGGAGGAGGGAAAUGAGUGGGAUUCCUUCAAGACAGUAGUGCUUAGUAUGGCAGCAGUGCUUGCCUGACUUCCCAUCACCAAAGCGUGUUCUCCUUCAUGGAGAGCACUUGUUGCGGUGGGGGCUGACAAGACACUCCAAAGUUGUGGGGCGGGCUAAUUGAUCAUUGGCCACUGAUGCGAUUGGGGCUUCCCUUGUUGUUGGGAUGAAGUUAAUGUUGCCAUUCUGUGAGUGACAGCCAGAAAUGUUAAAACUCCCUGCACAAAGCGUAGAGCUUCCUCUUUUCGCUCCGUGCAUCGGAUUGCCCGUCCCUCCUCCCUAUAUUUAGGGUUGUUCGCUUUGACCUUGCUAUGCCUGUCAUGGGGUCGUCUGCUCUUGGGGCAGGGGCCCAGUAGGAAUUUUGUCCAUCUGGCUGAUUGGCUGGUGCCAUUUGGUUUUUGCCUACUGCGUAGCAAAUCGCCACAACUUGUAAGGUUGUGGUUAGGCAUUGGUUUAGGGUUUGGUUAAUUGAGGGGCAUGGAUUGGCUGCGCCUGCCCCUCCAAUGCUGCUGCUGCAAGGGAUUCCAUUAAAGGAAUACAGGGGCUCGCCUAUGCUUUUGUCCAAACCCUGUCAAGGGGCUAGGGCCACACAAGAGCCCCUGGUUGCAUUUGGGGAGGGCUGAGGGCAGGUUCCCUGCUCCGUCGCUACCCCCAAAUGUAUUCCCCUUUUCUGACUUUUGCAGGCUUGCGAAAUGUCAGUCUGUCCCUCACUGGGGGGCAGAUAGUCGCAACCAACGCCUAAGCAACCACUCACAUUUUUGUAUUUUAAUAAAGUUGUGGCCAAAAAUUAUGCCAAAAACCUUAAACAAAAUUUCUGUGUGAUGUGUGAGUUAUUUGGGGUGGCUUGGGGACCUCGACACACAAUGGACCAUGGAUGAAAUACUCUUGUUUCUGGUUACCCUGUUGUGGUUUGUUUGGUGAGAGAGGAACCACAAGCACAGGCUGGAGAUGUAAUGUCAAUGCCAGCCGCUCCGUGGCUCAUUUCCUUGCUCAACUAAUAAAGGAGCAGAGUAGGAGCGCUCUGCCUUUGUGCACACCAGCAUGCAGCUGAUAUGCAUAUUUGCUUAACUAUGAUUUAUGGCUUAGCAUGCAUUCAGAUGCCACCAUUACAUGGUCAAAAUUAACAUGGUUAAGGCAAGCCAAGGGGGAAAUCUUGCAGUACAGAUAGAUUGGCAGAGUUUAAGCCCCACGCUAGGCCUUUGUUCUCUUUUGUGCUUUCUAGCCAGAAAAGCCAUUUAUGCAUUCACAUUUCAUUUAAGAUCAUCUUAUCCCUUAUAUGCCCAGUCAAUCACUCCUCUCUGCAGGUGAGGGCCUCCCGCAGAUUACUCACUUUAUCAGGAGUUCUGUUCUGCACAGAACCUUCUCAUGUUCUGGCACCUACACUUUGAAAUUCCCUCUCCUUAAGUAUUAGGCAGGCUUUGUCUAUCCAGUGUGUAUCUGCGUUGGAACUGUGUUUAGCUGUUUUAUCGCUUAUGCGGAUGCCACCCUGGGCUCCUUUGGAAGGAAGCAGUGCCAGAUUUACGUAUAAGCUAAACAAGCUAUAGCUUAGGGCCCCACUCUCUUGGGGGCCCCAAAAAACUAAAAGAAAAAAAACGCUGGAUAUACAUUUCCAAAAUAUAAGAUAAAAAGCAAAUGAAAUAAAACCUGCAUACAGCAACAGUGUUUUGUGUUGUGUAGGCUCCUAUGAUGUAAGUAAUGGGGCCUGCCUGCUAGACUGCUCCCUAAAAUAUCACUGGUUUACUCAUUUCUAUAUAUAGGGUGCCUACAUUCUGCAUGUGCAAAUGGCUUUAGAUACCUAUUAGGUUAAGGUUACCAGAUUUUUUUCAAUGAAUCCGGGGACCUUUUUAACUUCCUACUAAAUAGAUGGAUUUUGUCAGGGGACUGAUUUCUAAAUCUGGGGACUGUCCCCGGGAAACGGGGAUGUCCGGUAACCUUAAUUUGAAGGCAUUCUGUGCACACAAUAGGCCAGAUAGAUAGAGUCAGCUAGAUACAUAGUGUUGUGGCCCAAAAAUGGCUUAUCUUCUGAGUUUACGCCAAUAAGACUCAGAGACAAGAGGAGUUAGGAGUCCAUUGUUUAUUGCUAGGCAAUAGGUUACAGUCGAAUUGUUUCGCAAGGGUCGGGGCGGUAGUAUUUAUAACAUUUCAAAAAAAAGGAUUUCAAUUUUCACCAAUCAUGUACAUCAUUACCUCAUUUCAUGUUUAAUACACAUGCGCAAUACGCGUUAGCAAUUUCUGUUGAUUCAGCUUUGAUUCCCAGCGCGCUCUGUUAAAAUACUAACUUCUGUUACAUUGUGUUAGUAUGAAUGUUGGGAACCUGUGCUACGCGUAUCCAUUUGCACCAUGUAUCAACUUAUGUUCUAGCUUAUGAGCAGUAUCUUUGUGAUUCAUAUAUUAGCUGUACUUCUGCCCCAAUGGGGGAGGCAACUUGCGAAAAUCAUCAGUUUCAUAAAGCAACGGGUUACCAUAACAUCUCUGUUAGAAGCACACUCAAGGAUUUAUAGGGGUUCACAUUAUCCUAUUUAUUGUGGAUUUUUGGGCCGCCACCACAAUAGGACAAAAACCUUUUGGUAUUUAGGCUGUGGGCAGUUAGGCUGCUGAACAGAAAAUAAUACAGUGGAUGCUCAGGUUGAAAAUGUGAUCUGCGUGGGAUGCACAUUUGCAACCCACAGCGGCGCUUCUGCGCAUGCGCGGGUUGUGAUUUGGUGCUUCUGCACAUGCGAAAAGCGCCAUUUAGCGCUUCUGUGCAUGUGCAACUCCUGAAACCCGGAAGUAACCCAUUGCUGUACUUCCAGGUUUCGGCGGGUCCGUAACCCAAAAAAAACGCAACCUGAAGCGUCUGUAACCCGAGGUAUGACUGUAUAGUGCAACUGACUUUCGGGGUUGGUGUGUUGUGCGACAAGCACACAGAGUGCAAUGAGACUGAGUGUUUGUGGGGAGGGGGAGGGAGGCUCGGUGAAUUUCAUUGUGCAUAGGUUGUACAUUGACAAUACAGUGGUACCUCGGGUUAAGUACUUAAUUCGUUCUGGAGGUCUGUACUUAACCUGAAACUGUUCUUAACCUGAGGCACCACUUUAGCUAAUGGGGCCUCCUGCUGCUGCCGCGCCGCCGGAGCACGAUUUCUGUUCUCAUCCUGAAGCAGAGUUCUUAACCUGACGUACUAUUUCUGGGUUAGCGGAGUCUGUAACCUGAAGCGUAUGUAACCUGAAGCGUAUGUAACCCGAGGUACCACUGUAAAGGUAUUAUUAUUAUUAUUAUUAUUAUUAUUAUUAUUUGUCUUUUGCGUAGGUAAGGCUGUGGGAAUCAUUACAGCAAACACAACAUCUGCAUCAUAAGGAAAGGAGUUAUGCAGCUACCUGCUGAUAGGAGAAGGGGUUGACAAGAAAAUGUUAAGGUUUUGAAUCAUCAAGGCCUACAUUAUCAAAGCCUCGAGCAUUUAUAUUGAAGGUUUGUUUAUUGUCAGUGGCGCCUAAGGCAACCUUUUAUAGCCUUGUAAGCUGGUUGGCUUUAAUUAACGAUGCACAUGAGAAGGCUACAUGCAGCAUGCCAAUGUUUGGCAGGCGUAAUUAACACUCGAUACACCUAGACAGGGUGGCAGACUCCGUAAUUAAUAGAGGCUCCUGUCUGUUCACCAGGGGCCCAGAAUCCAGAUCUAAGUGCUCCCUAUGGAGUCUUGAUUUGGGGACCUGGGAGAUAGGAAGCCAAAUUAAUGAUGCUAAUUCUCUGGGUGUUUGUCAUGGCAGAUGGGAGCGACAGAUAUCACCUAGGGAGAAUGCUUGUGGUAGGUCAUCACAAGAAAUACUUAUUUGAGGAGUUUUCUGUAAAAGGUUGCUAUGUUAAGAUAAUGAAAGAAAUAAGUAAGUAAGAACCUUCCCUGCACAAAUGACAUUUGCUUAUUUUGGAAAUAUAUAGCCGUCAAACAAGAUAUUCGGGUCCGGUCAAUGAAAGAGAAAGCUCAGCAGACCUUAGUAGAAUUGGUAGCUAUCUCUUUAUGUGUUCUGUUUCUCCAAGGUUGAUCCUGUCAGCAUCUGCAAAGGCCUGCUAUUGUCCGAAUAGCAGCUGCUUGUUUCCGGGUUUUUAUCCACUGGUGUGGUGAGGUUAUUGAUGUUGAAGUCUGUUACUCAGUUUGGUUAAGUUUAUUAUUGCUGUUUUCUGUUUUAGAAGUACAGAAGUGUCCUUGGUCCUGUUGAUGCCGGUAGGGUUAUAUUUAGCAAUGUCGUUCCCUGUUUCUGUCCCAGCAUUCUCGUCUCAGUUUUUACUUGACCCAAUGCAAGACUUGGGUACAGAUGUGCAGGUCUGGGUUGAUUCGCCAGGCCAUUGUUUUGGUGUGAUGCCAUAACAAACACUGAACUGGAGCAAGCACCCAGUUCACUUGCUUUAUUUACCUUAACAGCAGCCGAUUAAAAGGAGUUCAAAAUAGUUUGUUGUUUGAAUGUUUGCUUUUACUUCAGCAGCAUAUUUGUUAAUGGAUCUUUAAUGAUAAAUGUGUGUACAGUGUGGGGAACCCUGAAUAAUAUUUGAGAUUUGUUUUUCCCCAUAUGAAAGGAAUGAAGGAUUAUAAUAACAGUUAAGUUCAAAAAGAAAUACCCCUAAGCAUUUUGUGAAUCUUUUUCUUUUGUCCAUUUACUGUAUUUAUUUUCCGCGAUUUGAACUAUAAAAUGAGUCAAAAUGAGAGUACCUAAACAUUUUCUCUUUUUUGAAAAAAAAAACACUGGACUAAAGUAUGGACAACUUGCUGAUUUGCUACCAGGCCAGGUUCAAGGUGUUACUAUUAGUAUAUAAAGCUCUUAACAACUUGGGGCCAGUUACCUAUGAUAUCACCUUACCCUACAGAUGCCCACUCAACCACUUUGAUUGGUGGAAUUGGCAUUACCUCAGGUGCCACAUCAUAAGGGACGCGGGUGGCGCUGUGGGUUAAACCACAGAGCCUAGGACUUGCCGAUCAGAAGGUCGUCAGUUCGAAUCCCCGCAACGGGGUGAGCUCCCGUUGCUCGGUCCCUGCUCCUGCCAACCUAGCAGUUCAAAAGCACAAAGUGCAAGUAGAUAAAUAGGUACCGCUCCGGCGGGAAGGUAAACGGUGUUUCCAUGCACUGCUCUGGUUUUGCUAGAAGCGGCUUAGUCAUGCUGGCCACAUGACCCGGAAGCUGUACGCUCGGCCAGUAAAGCAAGAUGAGCGGCGCAACCCCAGAGUCGGCCACGACUGGACCUAAUGGUCCUUUACAGGUGCCACAUCAUACCUAUUCGGCAUUUGUAGGAACUUGAUCAUUUAGUGUGGCAGCACCUGCACUUUGGAACUCCUUGCCUUUUAGCUUAAGCAGAUGCCUUAACUCUACUCUUUUUGGCACCCGCUAAAACAUUCCUGUUUAGACAAGCCGGUGCUUAGAAAAUUGAGGUAACUUUGAUCUUUUGAAUGUUUUAGAGUAGUGUUGUUAUUUUUUUCUUGAUUUUACUCUCUUUUGCAAGCCGCUUUGAGGGUUUGUUUGUUUGUUUACAAUCAAACAAUGUAUAAAUUUUAUGAAAUAAAAUAUAGUAAAAUUCCUUUUCUUUUCUUUUGCAUUUGCAUUUGUUUCAGUUCAGCAUAUGAUACCAAAACAAGGCAGAAGGUGGCAGUCAAGAAGCUUUCGAGACCUUUCCAGUCCCUUAUUCACGCCAGAAGAACCUACCGGGAGCUUAGAUUACUGAAGCACAUGAAACACGAAAACGUGAGUGGAACAGGCUGUGCGAAUUGCGAAUAAUCCAUCUAAUCAUUUAGUUUUAUUAAAAUGUUCAUCGGUUAGACACAACUAACUUCAUUAGGUUUUGGCAUACCUUAUCCCGUGCCGGGCUGCCAUUAUCCUUCAUUUUAGAUUUGAAACUGGUAAGUAGAGAUAGCGGUGCCACAUGCAUUUCUCCAGAUAAAAUAAAAACCCCUCUUCUUCUGUUUCAGGUUAUAGGAUUACUAGAUGUUUUCACACCUGCGGCGUCAAUAGAAAAUUUUAAUGAAGUGUAAGUAAAGUUUGACCUAAACUUGUUGGCAAGCUGCUAAGAUAAACGGCCAGCCCAAGUUAUGCAUGCCUAAGUCUUGUUUAUUUCUAUAGAAAGUAUGCGCUCACCUGUGUUCCGCUGACAUCUAUAGACUCUGAAAGCAGUAGCGGGCAGUGUUGGCGUUGUGGGGCUGCGUUGCUCGCCCAACCUUCCCGCAGCCGGAUUGUUUCAGUACAGUGGUACCUCCGGUUGCGAACAGGAUCUGUUCCGGAGGUCCGGCCGCAUCCCGAGGAAUUUGCAACAAGAGGUUCUGCGCAUGCGCGCACGGCGAAACCCGGAAAAAUACUUCCGGGUUUGCUGCAUUCAUAUCCCAAAGUUUACGUACCCAGAGGGCUAUGUAAGCGGAGGUACGACUGUACAGUGGUACCUCUGGAUGCGAACAGGAUCCGUUCCAGAGCCCCGUUCACAUCCUGAGUAGAACGUGAUUCGGCACUUCUGCGCAUGACAUCAGUUUGAGCGUCUGCGUGAGCGGCAAAACCCAGAAGUAACGCGUUCCGUUACUUCCAGGUCGUCGCGGAGCGUAACCUGAAAUCGCUCAACCUGAAGCAUAUUUAACCCGAGGUAUGACUGUAUACGGGAUGGAAAGGGGAAGGGCGAGGUGGCAGCGAGGUCAGUGCAGUGUAGCUGGGAUGCUGCCGCUAAGGCAUUUGCACAGCACCAACCUUGCCAUCACCUCACCUCUUCACAUCCCAUGAUUCUUCAGGAACCUGGCCUGUGGGAAGUCAGGUGAGCAACACAGCCGCUCUGAUGCAGCUGUCGUUCACUUCAUCUGAACCAGGGCUGGAGAAGGUGCUGUUUAAAAUGUACAGCAAGUACCUGCAGUGUGUGGUGUGUGUGUGUGCUUUGUAUGGGACAAGAAUGGGGAACCUUUGGAUCUUGGGACCUCAAGUCCCACCAGUCCAUUCAGCGUGGCCAGUUGCCAGGGAUGAUGGCAGUUGUUUUCCAACACCAUCUUCAGGGCAUCAGGCUUCCCAUACUCCAUAUAGACAGAACUAUUUACUGUGUCAUAACAAUGGUGACUAAGAACUGGCGCCUGAGCUCCCUCCCAGUCUUUUUCUUUUUGUGUUGUAUCUUUUAGAUUGUAAGCCUGAGGGCAGGGGGCAAGGACUAUUGAUCUUUGUAAGAUGCUCUAGGAGCCGCCUCCUCUACAGCAUGGAGUGUAACUGCUUUAAAUGAAUAAAGAUAGGAUAUUGAUCUCUUGCCUGUACGUUAUCUAGUGCUUGUGUAUUUAUUUGUUUAUUUUGGGGGAGUAUGUUACCCCAUGCUACUGUACUCACAGUAUCUGUAACCUCCUUGGCCUUCGUUGCUCAACUUUUGUACACUUGGCUUAAUCCUGCACUGAACUCUGUUGGUAGGAGCCAAAGUUUUGCUUCCUCCCGUGGGAAGUGUCAGAGGAAGGAAACGUUGGGUGCACUCCUGCGAUUCCAGAAACCUUACGCUGAGUUCAGUUUCCCUUAGCCACGGUUUGUGACAACCGAGUCUUCAUAUUUUUCCCAUUCCUCAGUUUUGUGACCAUAUAUAAUGCAUGGAAGUCACAUUCUUAGAAUCAUAGAAUCAUAGAGUUGGAAGAGACCACAAGGGCCAUCGAGUCCAACCCCCUGCCGAGCAGGAAACACCAUCAGAGCACUCCUGACAUAUGGUUGUCAAGCCUCUGCUUAAAGCAGUGGCGUAGCGUGGGUUGUCAGCACCCGGGGCAAGGCAAGUAAUUUGCGCCCCCUAACCCGUGGAUUUUAGCAGGGGGCAGAGAGCUGCGAGUGCGAGCGCCCCCCCCCCAGAUGUUGCGCCCGGUGCGGCCGGCCCCCCCUGCACCCCCCACGCUACGCCACUGGCUUAAAGACCUCCAAAGAAGGAGACUCCACCACACUCCUUGGCAGCAAAUUCCACUGUCGAACAGCUCUUACUGUCAGGAAGUUCUUCCUAAUGUUUAGGUGGAAUCUUCUUUCUUGUAGUUUGGAUCCUUGUAGUUUGGAUCUUACUUGUGUCUGGAAGCACGGCUUGUAGAGCCUCAGCAGGAAACCCUGUGUACCAGUUCUUUUCAAAGAAAAGCACUGAUACAGUAAAAAAAGACUUUAGAAGCAAUUGGAUGUCAUCUGAAUGCUUUGUAUUUACAGGUACCUUGUCACAAAUUUAAUGGGUGCUGACCUGAAUAACAUUGUGAAGUGCCAGAAACUGACAGACGACCAUAUACAGUUUCUUAUAUAUCAGUUACUUCGAGGGCUUAAGGUAAAACCCAUGGAGGGAGGGGGGAAAACAUACUCGAGCUGAAACACAGGAUGAAACAUCUCUUAAGAUAAUGCCUGCUGCUCAUGUUAUUUGUAUGUUCUUACUAUGUGUUCUACAAAAGCCUUGCCCAACAGAAAAUACUUCUUGGGUAAGCACUCAUAGGUUUUCCCAUAACUGCUUGUGUUUAAAACAACAUUUUAACCCCUAGUUAAUUGAUUUGAUCAACCUGUUCAGUUAUUCAAAAUAUUGGUUAAACACUGCAGCUCAGUGUGCCACACAGAUGUCAGCAGUGCUGAAAUCAUAAUUCGUGGAUUAAUGGGAUUUGUAAGUUCCUCUAUAAUUAGCACAUAUGUUUUAAGUUUUGCUGCUUUAGCGAAAAGAGAAAUGAUAGAAGAGGAGCCCUAUGUUACAAACAGUGUGUCUGGAAGGGCUUUUAAACUCACAAAAAUUACAGAUUGAAUUGCAAAACAUCAGCAGCCUUUCUUAUUGGUGCGUUUGCUCCUUAGGUACAUCACUGAACAUUUGCCACAUAGGUGGGAAUACAGGCUAACCUUUAUCUCUUUGUACUGUAGAAUAAAAACACCUGUCUGAGUGGAUGACAGCUAAUAGCUGUCAUUAAUCACUUGCGUUUGACUUUGUUGUCUGACCUCACCCAUUUUCUUUUUAUUUAACAGUAUAUUCAUUCGGCUGGAAUCAUUCACCGGGUACGUUGCACUGGGAAUAUAAUGCACUGUGAGCAUGUCAUUGGUUGGGCUUGCUGCUCUGAUAUAGUUGCAAGACUGUUUUUACCUCAUUUCAUUUUAGCCCCGUUUUAAUGCUCUUAACUUUUUUGUUCUGAUGCAGGACCUGAAGCCUAGUAACCUAGCUGUCAAUGAAGACUGUGAAUUAAGGGUAGGAUUCAUGCUAUUUUGAUUAUUUCGGUACGUUUUGAACCAAGACUGAAACAAGAGUGGUGCCUGUUGUCAUGCCAGCAUCUGUUAUUAAUGGUUGUUCUGGUACCGAGUAAAAAACUAAAUUGUAAACCCGACCAAUUUAAAACUGAUCAGGAAGCUCUCUGAAUAAAUGAGCAACUAUGGAAGUUUUGGUCCUGUCUUUAGGGCAAUAUUUCUACAGUAACUACUCACAAGAAGUGUUGUGUCCAUUUCAGGCCCUGGAUAACUAGAUGAAAUAGUAGGUGCUGCAGAUAUCAAGGAACUACUUGGAGUUCGGAACUAGCAUUUUAAAAAGGAAGAUGUGUAUUAGCUAACAGUGCAAUCCUUAUUCUGCUCCGAAAUAAGUCCUGUUCAAUGGGGUUUACUCCCAGAUAAUUUGUAUUUAGGAUUACAGGCUAAACUGUUACAUAGUAAUGGACACACCAACAGAGUGGGGCCAUCUCUGAGUCUCACUUGACAGUUUAUAAGACCUUAUUGUUCGUACUGGUGUUGCCCUAUUAGGGCUGCAGGUGGCGCUGUGGUCUAAACCACUGAGCCUCUUGGGCUUGCUGAUCCGAAGGUUGGCGGUUCGAACCUGCACAACGGGGUGAGCUCCCGUUUCUCUAUCCCAGCUCCUGCCAGCCUAGCAGUUCGAAAGCACACCAGUGCAAAUAGAUAAAUAGGUACCGCUGUGGCUGGAAGGUAAAGAGCGUUCCUGUGCGCUCUGGUUUCUGUCACAGUGUUCCGUUGUGCCAGAAAUGGUUUAGUCAUGCUGGCCACAUGACCCGGAAAGCUGUCUGUGGACAAACGCCGGCUCCCUUGGCCUGAAAGCGAGAUGAGCACCGCAACCCCAUCGUCGCCUUUGACUGGACUGAACCGUCCAGGGGUCCUUUACCUUUUACCUUUUUAGAUGCUCCUAUUUCUGAUUUUUUUCAAGUUAACAUAUCAUCCUACAUUGAGAAAUCCUGGUUAAUUAUAUUUAUAUCCUACUUUUCGUUCUGUAAAGCAAGAGAAGACAUCUUCUAUUUAUUUAUACAUUGUAGAUUUUUUAACUUGCUCUAUCCCAAUCAGUUUUAAGAAGAAAUGCAAACACAAAAUUGUUCAUGUAGUGUUCAAAGCAGCAGCUGACAAUGCCCAUUGAGUGGUUGUUACUCCACCUACCGUUACAACGCAACAUGAGAAAUGGUCUCACAGCCACCAGAAUUGCGCGCAGAGCCUGUGGCAAGGGAUGCUAUCCUUGCAAUACCCUCCUGCUAUGGGGACCUUAUCCUGGAUCGAAUCUAUAUUAUGAAGCAACCUGCAGACCACUGCUGAGAAAUCACAAUGAUCAAAACAAUAGAUGAAUCCCCUUCCAAUUAAACUGAAAUAUACAAAAAUUCCCCCUGACAAAGCCAAAGGAAACACCAGCCAAAAUUUAUUUUUAAAAAACCCCUGCUAUACUGUUUUCAGAAGCUGUUCUUAAUAAUUCAUCCUGAUUUGUUGAAGGGCGGGAUAUAAAUGUCCAAAGAAAUACAAAUGUUAAAGUUCUGGAUUUAGUGACUUCGGAAGAAAGCUCUCUUAACUGUGGAGCAUCUACCAAACACAUCCUUACUUGGUAAUAAUUGCUUUUUAUGAAUCUUUGGGAUAUCAGUGAGAUAUAAAAAAGGUGAUGUUUUCUAACAUAUGAGCCAGUUGAGUCUCAUUUGGCCCAAAUUUCAUUUCAUUUGCUGGCUAUUCAUUUGUGUGUAUAAAAUGUAAAUUUAUUUUAUCUCAAAAAUAAAUUAUUAGCUCAUGGGGAGGGGGAAUGAAAGCAUGCUGGUCUGUUUUAGAGAUGCAGACAAAAUUUUACCUAAUUAGUAUUUGUUCUGCUGUAUCCCUUAUUCUUAUUUGUGAGGUAAGCUCAGUAUAUCUUUAUAUGCCUGUUGCCUACACCCCCCAAAAAACCCCGUCUUCAUAUGUUCUGCUUCUGACGCCCAAUUUUUCCACCAAUAAUCAGAGCACAGAGAAUAUGUAUAAGGCCAUCUUGUGAUGAAUGGGAUGGAUUGUGUCUGCUGCUCAACCCUGUGCAGAUGAGCACUGCCUCAGGCAGUUUAUAAACAUGGGCGUAACCAGGCCUUUUUUUUCAGCUGGAACUCAGUUCCGGCACCUCUCAGGUGGGUGCCAUUGAACAAGAGUUCCAUUGUGAGUUCCAGCACCUCUUUUUCUAGAAACAUAUGAAUGGGAGUGAUCCUAUUGAAUUCUGUGGUUUGAAAAUAGCUACGGCUACACAUGGCUCACUCAUUUUGCAGGGGAGGUCAUGAAGGAAAGAAACCAUUUGGAAACUGUAUGAAAGCAGGCAGCGUCUUGUCCUCCCCCUUCUUUCCUGGCUGUUGUAAGGGUUUCCACACUUCUUAAAAAUCACUCAAAUACCUUCAGAGAUCCAAACCCAGUCCUUUCAUCAGCUGAUGGAUUGCAGCCCUUUAUGCAAUUUCAGGAGCGCCUUAUAAUUAAUGCCAAUAUUCCAAAUUAGUGAGGAACCACUCACAAAUCAUUCUGGAGACGGAGGUUCGUCCGUGGCAGGCACAUACUUCCCAGGUCACACCAGAUCUGCCUUUCAAGUUGGCAGAUAUGGGUUUAAGCGACACCGUGGGAUGCAGUGAACUCCCCAGAACCACCUAAGGGGCAUUUCCAGGAAUUUUACCUCAUACAUCCUGGCUUUCCACUGCCCAAACAGCUGCACUGCCCCAGAGUCCAGUGGAGCUCAACCAUCAUGAGUCAUGACGUCAGCCGGGAACCUACUUGAAAACAUUUGACUUGGCAUCAGUUGGUUUAUGGGAUGCACUUUUCAAAGUAUUUAGAUGUUCCCGAAUCCUUUCAGUCAGAGUACACUUCCUGAACGCUGAAGUCUAAUUGAAUGGUAAUUGACUUUGUGGAUUAUCCAAGUGCUCUUGAAAGUAUGACCCAAUCUCUCCGUGUAAUGGUUAUUUUUGUAUUGUGUGUGUGUUUUUUUUUAAAAAAAAAAAUUAGAAGAAGCUUUGAAUUAAUAGAAAAUGCUUUUAUUUUCAUCCCAGAUCCGCAACAGCAGUCCAGAGAAUUAUGACCUUCCGUGAGCAUAAGGCUUGAUGGGACUAUACUAUAAUAUGAGGGAGGGCCUUACGAUCUGAUCUUGCUGCUGCAAUGCAUUGAAAUGCUUAGGUUGAUACCUAUACCUUGGACAACACAGUUUUCCAGUGAAUGUAAAUCGCUGUGGCAGGAAGAUAUUUAGGAUGAUUUUUUUUUUACAUCAAGCCAUUGUCUUAAAGACGUCGGUCUCUAAGUCACGACAUGCUUAAGUCACAGGGCUUCUGAAUUAUCCCCUUAAUAUUCAUAGAAUAUUUUAAUGAGGCAGAUAAAAAGCUAAAUUAAGCCUGGCACAGUGAAUUCAUUACUGAUUAGAUUUCUGGAUCAAGUAUGCUCAAAAGAUUCUGAGUCAAAGAAACAAUGUUUCAGGCCUCUGCAUCUAUAACUAAGACAUACAAAACAGAUGUUUUUACCUGGUGCACUUAUGUCCUCGUUUCAUAGUCAAAGAAAGGAAAUAAUCCAUGAAUGACCCUAGUAAUGACCUUUAAAGCCCUAAACAGCCUCAGUCCAGUAUACCUGAAGGAGCGUCUCCACCCCCAUCAUUCAGCCCGGACACUGAGGUCCAACUCCGAGGGCCUUCUGGCAGUUCCCUCACUCUGAGAAGCGAAGUUACAGGGAACAAGGCAGAGGGCCUUCUCAGUAGUGGCACCUGCCCUGUAGAACGCCCUCCCACCAGAUGUCAAGGAAAUAAACAACUAUCUGACUUUUAGGAGACAUUUGAAGGCAGCCCGGUUUUAGAGAAGCUUUUAAUAUCUGAAGGACUAUUGUAUUUUAAUAUUUUGUUGGAAGCCGCCCAGAGUGGCUAUAUAUAAUAGACAAACAGUAGGAAAAGAGAAAUCUUACAAAGAUUUUAUUGAUCAUUGAUUUUAUAUCCUGCCCUUCCUCCCCAAGAAGCCCAGGGCGGCAAACAGAUACACAAUUUAGGAAGUGGGGGGAAGCAUUCUAAAGCAUUGUAAAAGCAAUUACAAUUAAAAGCCUCUAGUUACAGUUAAAAACAUUCUUCCAUUCUGUGAUCUUGGGGCUGCCAGGAGCAGCAUUCUUCAGCCACCAAAUACCUGGGUGAACAGGAAUGUUUUCAGAUUCCUCCUAAAAGUUAAUAAUGGGUAGAGACCGGCACACCUUACUAAUACUGGGUUAGUCUGAGAAAUAGCAGUUUAUGAGAAAUUAUAAUCAAAAUAAUGGAUAGAGAGCAUCACCUUCUGGUUUGUGCUGCCUGAUUUUAUGUGCAUGCUUUGUGUCACUGGCCGUCACACCCUGGGAGGAAAAGGUUGCCCUCAGGACGGACCAUAGCUCAGUGACUGAGUACGGUACAUGCUCUGUAUGUAAAGGGGACCCAGAGAGCUACUGCCCAUCGGAGUAGACUAGACUGAGAUAGAUGGAUCAAUAGUCUGAGCAGAUAUGAGGCAAUUUCCUAUAUACCUAAAUCCUGGGACACCUCCCUUUAUGCUUUAGGCAUAGGCAAACUCCGGCCCUCCAGAUGUUUUGGGACUACAACUCCCAUCAUCCCUAGCUAACAGGACCAGUGGUCAGGGAUGAUGGGAAUUGUAGUUCCAAAUCAUCUGGGGGGCCGGCGUUUCCCUCUGCAGUUUUGAUUGACUGAUGUGUGAAUCCUGAACCAGCUGCUGCCUCUAGCACCUUCCCAAAAUAUACCAAAAAUUCCCCUUCACCACUGUCACUGAUCUGCCAAGCUCCGUGUGUCAAUAUAAAUGCUCAGUUUUCUAGGUGACCUCGUAGUUGGUUCAUACUGACUUUAGGCCUCUUCUGACCAGCGAAGGAAAGAGAAACUAGCCAAAGGAGUCAACAACCUAGAAAGAGCCUAGGUGUUCCUCCUCACUUCUGGGUUCCAGUAAGAAGUGGCAGGGUUGCAUGAUUAUAUCUAGCAACAUCGCACAUUAUUUUUUCCCUCCAAAUGAUCCUGCUGUUUUCUAUGAUACACCUCAAGUUGGUUGUAGGAGAAUCUGUUUGGGUAGUAGAGAGAAAGCAGGAAAUCUCUAAUUGUUGGAACUGUGGGUUAGCUAUGGACCCGAUGUUUCUCUUGUUGGCUUAGAUGAGUCAUGAGAGCCAGAAGAAAGAUAGGUUUGACCAUUUAUAUAAUAAAAAUAAUGGGAAUUUCAUUAUUAUUAUUAUUCUGUAGAUUUUAGACUUUGGCUUAGCCCGGCAAACGGAUGAUGAAAUGACAGGUUAUGUAGCGACACGGUGGUACAGAGCCCCGGAAAUCAUGUUGAAUUGGAUGCAUUAUAAUCAAACAGGUAAGAUGGAGCGGGGAGGGAAUCUCCUUGUGUUGUGCUAUGAAAUAUGUACCUUAAGGGCUUGGAUGGGAAUACCUUUGUCAUGCAGAUUCUCCGCAACCCGGCAAAAAAGCCCCUUCUGAUUGGUUGUUUUGUGUUUUGGCAGUUGACAUUUGGUCAGUUGGAUGCAUCAUGGCAGAGCUGCUAAAAGGGAAGGCCCUUUUCCCUGGAAACGACUGUAUCCUUUCCCCCUACAAGUGCAAAUAUACUCUGGGUCUCGCACUGCUGGUGCCACAGAUAUGCUUUUAAAGCAGUGUUAGCCGUUUAACACACACACAAAAAAAAUGGUACAACAAACAUAUUAGUAAUCAUUAAAGUGACUGUUCCCCCCCCCCCACAGCUGGACGCGAUAAUGGUCAUAAAGAGUAACAAACAUUGUGUCCUUAAGCCACAGUAGGCUGCCUAAAAUCUUUGCUUUUCUAUGCUUCAUUUAAAUAAUGACCCAGAUACAAAAACAGCUUGAAAAAGACUGUGGUUGCUGGGCUGGAGAACAGAGAUGCUGAAAAGAUUCAUAGCUCCCUUGGAAAACACAGGGUAUCGGCCCAGAACGGCUGGGGAAAAUAAUACAAUUUUAUAUAUAUAUAAAUUAUUAUCCCUCUCUAAUUUAGCAGCACCCAGGACUAUCUGAAGACGAUCUGUUCUUUUCCCGUUUUGGAGCAUAUUGAAAGCAACCCGUUUGGGGACUUCCAACGCUGGUACCAACCAACAUAGGUGGGGUGAUGCAUCCCAGGUGCUGAGUUCACUUUUGAAUACAGAUUCCAUAGGCUUACAUUCUGUGUCCAUCGUUGUUUGAUGACUCAUGUUGGAAGCAUCACUUCCAGCAAGGUAACCAUAGGAACUGGCAGGCAGGUACCUUUAUAAGGAGAUGGAUUUGCAAACAACAAGACCCUGGGGAAAGCUUCCCCACUGCAGUUAUUAAUGGCACUGUUAGAGAAUGAAUCAUAGAAUCAUAGAGUUGGAAGAGACCACAAGGGCCAUCGUGUCCAACCCCCUGCCAAGCAGGAAACACCAGUGAUACAAGAGAUGAUGGCUUUGUUUCCCAAAGACCAUGGGUGGAUAAGGGCUCUCCUUAUUCAUUUGUGAAGAGGAAAGGGACAGUAUGUACUCACUGAAAACAAGGGCUUUGCCUUUCAAAGCCAACACUAGGAACUGUGCACACUCCUAGUGAAUCAUAGAAUCAUAGAGUUGGAAGAGACCACAAGGGCCAUCGAGUCCAACCCCCUGCCAAGCAGGAAACACCAUCAGAGCACUCCUGACAUAUGGUUGUCAAGCCUCUGCUUAAAGACCUCCAAAGAAGGAGACUCCACCACACUCCUUGGCAGCAAAUUCCACUGUCGAACAGCUCUUACUGUCAGGAAGUUCUUCCUAAUGUUUAGGUGGAAUCUUCUUUCUUGUAGUUUGGAUCCAUUGCUCCGUGUCCGCUUCUCUGGAGCAGCAGAAAACAACCUUUCUCCCUCCUCUAUGUGACAUCCUUUUAUAUAUUUGAACAUGGCUAUCAUAUCACCCCUUAACCUCCUCUUCUCCAGGCUAAACACGCCCAGCUCCCUUAGCCAUUCCUCAUAAGGCAUCGUUUCCAGGCCUUUGACCAUUUUGGUUGCCCUCCUCUGGACACGUUCCAGUUUGUCAGUGUCCUUCUUGAACUGUGGUGCCCAGAACUGGACACAGUACUCCAGGUGAGGUCUGACCAGAGCAGAAUACAGUGGCACUAUUACUUCCCUUGAUCUAGAUGCUAUACUCCUAUUGAUGCAGCCCAGAAUUGCAUUGGCUUUUUUAGCUGCCGCGUCACACUGUUGGCUCAUGUCAACUUUGUGGUCAACCAAGACUCCUAGAUCCUUUUCACGUGUACUGCUCUCAAGCCAGGUGUCACCCAUCUUGUAUUUGUGCCUCUCAUUUUUUUUUUUUGCCCAAGUGCAAUACUUUACAUUUCUCCCUGUUAAAAUUCAUCUUGUUUGUUUUUGCCCAGUUCUCUAAUCUGUCAAGGUCGUUUUGAAGUGUGAUCCUGUCCUCUGGGGUGUUAGCCACCCCUCCCAGUUUGGUGUCAUCAGCAAAUUUGAUCAGGAUGCCCUUGAGUCCAUCAUCCAAGUCGUUGAUAAAGAUGUUGAAUACGACCGGGCCCAAGACAGAACCCUGUGGUACCCCACUAGUCACUCUUCUCCAGGAUGAAGAGGAACGACUUGGACUACUGUCAUAAUAAACCACACUCUGUAGGCUUAGAAGUGUGAGGGCUUUCAGCUUUGGCAGAAUGGAUAGUUGGGUGAUUCCUUUUAUCUUCUAGAGCUGCCUUUCUCAACCUGUGGGUCCCCAGAUGUUGUUGAACUACAACUCCCAUCACCCCUAGCUAGCAAGGCCAGAGCUCAGGGGUGAUGGGAGUUGUAGUUGAGAACCGCUGUUCUAGAGAGUUUCUAAUAUAUAUAACAGAGAGAGAGAGAGGGAGAGUUGUACCUUGGAAGUCAAACGGAAUCCGUUCCGGAAAUCUGUUCGACUUCCAAAACAUUCGAAAACCAAAUCAUGGCUUUUGUUGGCUGCAGGAAGCUCCUGCAACCAAUCAGAAGUCGCGAAAGCCCUGUCGGACAUUCAGAUUCCAAAAGAGUGUUUGGAAACCAGAACAAUCACUUCCGGGUUUGCGGCGUUCCGAGUUCCAGGGCGUUUGGGAGCCAAGGUACAACUGUAUGGGUAGGCUGUGAUAUAUGCUGAAAUAUAUCAAUCACGGCCUACCCAUACAAUGAUAAGCUUUGUUUGGUAUUUGAUGAUGGAUCACACUCUCAUAACAACCAAAUCUGAGAUUUCUACUAAACUCUUAUCAUUUCCUAAAAAGACCAAUGGAUCAUUCAGCUAAUAUAGCCGAGGACUUAAAGACAUAUACUGUAUAACUCUGUUUCAGUUUCCAUUGUCUGGUGAAGAAUAAGACUGCACUUUGUCUGCAAAGAGCUUUAUGGCAUAAGAAAAGUCUACUUCUCUAAACUUCCACCAUUAGAUAACGGAGUAGAUUAAGCAGAGGUUGGACACGGGUUUGGCAAUUUAUGUAAGCAAGCGGCUCAUCUGCUAUUUCCCCACGUUUCCUGUAGCUUUCUUAAAUUUGUACAGAUAUUGACCAGCUGAAACGAAUAAUGGAAGUGGUUGGUACACCCAGUUCUGAACUUCUCAAGAAAAUCUCAUCAGAGCAUGUAAGUGCAAUGUUUCACUAAGAAUAAUCAUUGAGAUCUAUUUGCUGUCUCAUGUUGGUUUCCUGAGUUGUACAGGAACAAAAUGUUUUCAAUUUACGAAGCUUUUUAAAGCAGUUAAUGGUAAUCAUGUGUGAGCGGUGAAUUUUAGAAUGUUAAAAGAUACUAGGUGUUUUUAAUACAAUCCCAUUGUGGAUUUGGGAUGCGGGUGGCGCUGUGGGUUAAACCACAGAGCCUAGGACUUGCCGAUAAGAAGGUCGGCGGUUCAAAUCCCCACGACGGACUGAGCUCCCGUUGCUCGGUCCCUGCUCCUGCCAACCUCGCAGUUCGAAAGCACGUCAAAGUGCAAGUAGAUAAAUAGGUACCGCUCCAGCGGGAAGGUAAACGGUGUUUCCGUUCACUGCUCUGGUUCGCCGGAAGCGUCUUAGUCAUGCUGGCCAUAUGACCCAGAAGCUGUCUGCAGACAAACGCCGGCUCCCUCGGCCAAUAAAGCGAGAUGAGCGCCGCAACCCCAGAGUCGGCCACGACUGGACCUAAUGGUCUGGGGUCCCCUUUAUUGUGGGUUUGUGAAGAAAAGGAGAUCCACAGCUUUUGGUUUGUAGGCAACGUAAUCUAAGCAACCUAUGAAAGACAAGUGAAUGGGGAAGCCAUAGCAAACACAUAAUAUAGAUGCCAUUUUCUAAGCAUGGUUAGAAUGUAUACAUGGUUGCUUAUUCCAGGGGGGUAUCUAGAUUAGGGGCAAAAAAACAGAGAGAAAAGCAUAUUUUUAAGAACUAAAAAUAUUAUCAUGGCAUAAGAUUUUGUGGACUUGAACCCAUGACAUUGCAUUCAAUAGGCAGAUUACAUACAACGUAAACCAUUGACAAAUGCAGUCGCUGGAGAUAAUACUUUCUUGCUAUGCUGUGUUAAUUUAACACCUGUAGUGGGAAAGAAGCACACAGUCCUGAUGAAGUCCAAUUCGAAUAAGACUGAAUUUGCUGAUAAAUUCUAGUUUAUAAAUGUUAUGCUAUAGUCUCCUUUUGAAGCCUUUUAUGGUGAAGUAUGGUGAUUUUGAGGUUAGCAUGUCCCAGGAGACUGAAACAUUGGCAACAUUCAGAAAUUAGUGGGAUAUUAUUAAUGCCAUCGUUGUGUCCAUUUAUUCUCUUGCAUAGAAAUUGAUAUGAGGCUGAAAGGUGUAGCGUAUAUAAUGUUGGAGAAUGUAUGUGUAAUGAAUCCCUGGUGGUAUGGUUAAUGUUUUUGGGUCCUACAGGUAGUUUUGUAGGAGUAGAUUGUCAGGAAAGUGUGGAUUGCUGCAGGCAUGACCCUGGUUUGUAUCAUUGUUGGGUGGUCCAUUGUUGGUUGUGAGUCUCUAAAUGACAACAGACCCAUCAGACAAGGUAAAGGUAAAGGACCCCUGAUAGUUAAGUCCACUCGCAGACAACUCUGGAGUUGCGGCGCUCAUCUCACUUUACAAGCCGAGUGAGCUGAUGUUUGUCCACAGUUUUUCCAGGUCAUGUGGCCAGCAUGACUAAGCCGCUUCUGGCGCAAUAGAACAUCAAAACCAGAGCAGCACACGGAAAUGCCGUUUACCUUCCUACUGGAGUGGUACCUAUUUAUCUACUUGCACUUUUUGGCAUGCCUUCAAACUGCUAGGUUGGCAGGAGCUGGGACAGAGCAACGGGAGUUCACCCCGUCGCAGGGAUUCGAACCACCGACCUUCUGAUCGGCAAGCCCAAGAGGCUCAGUGGUUUAGACCACAGCGCACUCUUAGAAAAAAGGAUCAUUGUCCACAAUUAGCUGUAGAUUAUUUUAGUAAUUUAUGCCACAACUGUAGAAACACUGGUUUGCACGUCACACUAAGCCAAACCAUGGUUUAGUUAGUGCAACCACAUGCAGGCUCCCACAAGAGGUCAUGGUCGCAUUGUCACAGGCAUUUUUGCUGUUGACACCAUGCAUUGAUCUAAACUAUGGCUGAAACCUGGAAUCAUCAUAUAGCGCCUUCUAGUUGUAACCAAGGUUUGACUUAAUGUGACAUGCAAAGCAAGCCACUAAGUUUAUCACCGUCUCUGUUCUAUGUGUUUUCAAUGGGAAUCCUGGGGAACUUGUGCUAUUUAAUAUACCGUAUUUUUCCGUGUAUAAGACUAGGGUUUUUUCCUUUAAAAUAAUGUCAAAAAUUUGGGGGUGUCUUAUAGAUGGGGGUGUCUUAUAGACGGGAAAAUACCAUACUCUGUUUUGACACAGAACGCGGGGGCAUUGAAAUCACUCUCCUUCCCCAACUACUGCUCCCUGGGUGAUUGCUCAAACGAUACUUUUGGAUGAUUCUCAUCCCACUCCAUGCCUCUACAAAGCUGAAUCUAUUUAAUACACAGCAACUGGAAAUGGCAUCUUUAAAAUAUUCAGCAGAAUUACAAGAGGGCACACGAGAACAGUCUAAGUCAAAUAUGUCUCUGUGUUUAGUUAAAGACUUGCCGGUAGCAUUUUUGGAAUAAAUGCCUGUUUUGCAAAUUACACACUUAAAUGCCAUUAAACAUAUUGGGUGAGAUUAAAUGGAUAAUUGAAAGAUUAUAAUAGUAGUGAGAUUAAAGGGGGCAGUUGAGGGAUUCAUUAUCUACCCAUUUUGUGAACAAAUAAUGAUGGCAAGCAAUGAAAAGUAUGGCUGUUAAUUAGGAUGCCGUGAUAGUGGCUUUGUUAUAAAAAGCAUAAAAAACGUUAAGGAGAGAAAUUAAAACUUGCAGGUACUUAGAAAAAUGCCCAAGCCAAUAACAUGAGAGUAUUGUUGUCUCCUUGCAUGUUUUUAACUCAAAUGUACGUCAUUAAUUCCUGAUGAAGAACUACCCCCAUCUUCAGGUUGAAUCCUGACAAGACAGAAGUAUUGUUUUGGGGGGACAGGGGAUGGGCGAGUGUGGGGAACUCCCUGGUCCUGAAUGGGAUAAAUGUGCCCCUGAAGGACCAGGUGCGCAGCCUGGGAGUCAUUCUGGACUCACAGCUGUCCAUGGAGGCACAGGUCAAUUCUGUGUCCAGGGCGGCUGUCUACCAGCUCCAUCUGGUACAUGGGCUGAGACCCUACCUGCCCACAGACUGCCUCGCCAGAAUGGUGCAUGCUCUAGUUAUCUCUCGCUUGGACCACUGCAAUGCGCUCUAUGUGGGACUACCUUUGACGGUGACCUGGAAACUACAACUAAUCCAGAAUGUGGCAGCUAGACUGGUGACUGGGAGUAGCUGCCGAGACCAUAUAACACCAGUCCUGAAAGACCUUCAUUGGCUCCCAGUACGUUUCUGAGCACAAUUCAAAGUUUUGGCGCUGACCUUUAAAACCCUAAAUGGCCUCGGCUCAGUAUACCUGAAGGAGUGUCUCCACCCCCAUCGUUCUGCCUAGCUCUGAGGGCCUUCUGGUGGUUCCCUCACUGCAAGAAGUGAGGUUACAGGGAACCAGGCAGAGGACCUUCUCGGUAGUGGGGCCCACCCUGUGGAACACCCUCCCAUCAGAUGUCCAGGAAAUACACAACUAUCUGGCUUUUAGAAGACAUCUGAAAUCAGCCCUGUUUAGAGAAGCUUUUAAUAUUUGAUCUUUUAUCGUGUUUUUAAUAUUCUGUUGGGAGCCUCCCAGAUUUCCCUAUUCCUCGAUAGGGAAUUACAAAAGUUAUUACUUUAGGUUUUCUGUUCUUCCUGUUUCUCUGUUGUACUCUGAGCUGCUCUUGGUUGCUUGGCCAUAUCCUUCCCCAAUCAUAGCAGUCUCUGACCAUUUCCUGAGGUGUUUCUGGUGAUGUUCCCAGAAUGCCAAUUAUAAGUGUUCUGGGUUCUGAAGAAGGGUGCAUGUGGAGACUUGCAAGUAAGUUAGUCAAACACUUAAGGUAAAGGGAUCCCUGACCGUUAAAUCCAGUCGCGGACAACUCUGGGGUCACAGUGCUCAUCUCACUUUACUAGCUGAGGGAGCCGGCGUUUGUCCGCAGACAGUUUUUCCGGGUCGUGUGGCCAGCAUGACUAAGCCACUUCUGGCAAACCAGAACAGCGCACGGAAACGCCGUUUACCUUCCCGCAGGAGCGGUACCUAUUUAUCUAUUUGCACUUUGAUGUGCUUUCAAAGUGCUAGGUGGGCAGAGGCUGGGACUGAGCAUUGGGAGCUCACCCCGUUGCCAGGAUUCGAACCGCAAGCCCUAGGCUCUGCGGUUUAGACCACAGUGCCACCCACGUCAAACACUUGCUGUGUAGUAAAUCCCAAAGUCCUAUUAAAAGGCAAACUCUCUUUUCAAAUGCACCUAACGAAUGUAGUUAUUUGCUUUUAAUGAAAGCAGCUUCAGGAGGCUGUAAUUUUCAGCUCAUGAGAGUGGCAUGGGUGUGGUAAUGUCUGACCUGAAUGAUUUUUCAUAUGAAAAACGGAAGUGAGCAGGAAAACAUGGAAUAGACAAUAAUGAAUAUAAUUGGCCAAAAAAUACAGUUUAGGUUUCAAAGUGUGUAUGAGCAAGAAUGUCACUUCUGCCCUUUUUAUUGCUGUGACAGUACAUUUUGACAUUUCUGAUGCCUGUUAAAGCGAUGAUGACUGCGUGAUUCAUAUGGUUGCCACUGGGAAUAGAGGAUAUGACACCUCUUUGCUGAUCGCUGCUUUUCUAGUUCACCUUAUAGACCUGUGGAGAUUCUGCAGUCAUGUAUUUAACAAGGUGGUUUUUUUAUAUUCCUUGAGGGUCACUCAGGGCAGUCCCUCAGGUACACUGCUGAGUCCAGACUUCACUCAAAAUACCUGCCGUGUCCACCUGCUGUCUUAUAGAGAGCAUUAGGACUAUCCCUUUAUAUUUGUGCAUUUACAUUAGCUAUGUGGGCUCAGGUGUGUUUAGCUUUGGAAUCCACCCAGGCCAGAACACAGACAGUUAGAACUUCAGAAUAUAUGUGAGAAUGCAAACAUAUAUGCAAUUAAGGUAACAUUCAAAACAAGUAGUCAUUAUAGGCAGAGUUCUAAUUUCCUAACUCACUAGCUUAAGUUUCAUAACAGGGGUCUGAUACUUCGACAUAUACUUUCAUUAUCUCUCUCAUCUUAUUCCCCUCCCCCCACACACCCAGAUACACUAUCAUUUCUCAGCAACACUACCAGUUACCCCCUAAUAUCAACCAUCCUUCCACUUAAUUCUUCUGUCACAGGGUUAGACUAGGGCUUCAAUAGCAUCUGAUUUACACCCAUGUUUAGCAGAGGUGAGAUGGAUGAAGAGAGCUAACCAAAAAAAGUGGUUUGCCUCUCAUCUUCGAGUUGCAAUUUUAUUAACUCUCUAUCUUACAGAUUGAUAUCUAUAAACCUUGCAAAUAUUCAGGGAUGGCUGGUUGUGUUGAAAUGCCAUUAUUUUUUAUGCCUAGGCACCAAAGGAGUUGUGUGUAUUGAUUCCCCAAGGGUGAAUAUAUAUAUUUUUUACCAAAAACCUAAAUACGUGCAUCCACCUUCCUUUAUUGCAGGCCAGAAAGUACAUAGAAUCUCUACCACACAUGCCUCAACAGGAUCUGAAAGCAGUAUUUCGUGGAGCCAACCCAUUAGGUAUGAACUUGGAGGUUUUAGUAUUUACUGUUCUUGUUUUGCACAGGUACAGUCUGCUCAGGUAGAAAAUGUAUGGUGCUGUCAAUUUUUCAAACGUCUUCAGUCUCGUAUAAGGGUGGAGAACCUCAACCCAAGAGGCUAUCUCUUAACUAGCCAUCGUGUCUCUUCUAAGCCGUGCUCUGCCCUGCAUCCUUCUUGAGAGCUUUUGCCUGGCUAGAAUGUGAAUGUGAUAAUACCUUUUGCUUACCAGAAUGGUAACACCUGAGUUUUGCAUGGCUGAAAUGUAGCCUGCUGUACAAAGGUAAUACAUGCCUCCAUUGUUCUGUCCCCUUUUGCCUCUUGCCUCACCUGCCUCUGGAAGGUUCUCCAUGAAGGAUCCUUGGACCGUAUCCCUAGUCUAAUACAGUGGACACUCGGGUUGUGAAUGUGAUCCAUGCGGGAUGCACAUUCUCAACCCACAGCGUUCGCACCCCAAGUCUGUGCACGCGCGGGUUGCGAUUCAGCGCGUCUGCGCAUGUGCGACUGCCGAAACCCGGAACCCAUUCCAGUACUUCUGGGUUUCGGCAGUCCGCAACCUGAAAAAACUCAACCUGAAGCGGACGCAACAUGAGGUAUGACUACUAGGACUAGCAACAGAAGUACUGCACAAGGCACUGAAUAAUUCUUUUUUAAAAAAUGAAUUUUCCAUCCAAUGCCUGCCUUUUUAACACAAUAUCACAGCCUUUCUGUGGUUGUCCGGAAGCUUAACUGCAUGUAACUACCUAAAAAUGCAUUUUCAGGAACUGUAAGUUAGCUUGUAAGCAACUACUAUGUAGCUCCUGGUUAUCCGACUCUAUCCUUCUGCUUGUUACCAGAAUGGCAGUAUAUAUAUCAUCAGUCUAUGGUUCAAUAUUUAUUGUUUUUUGUUUGCCUGAAGGCCUGUAGAGUGGACUGGGUUAGCAAAUCUUUCCCCCCUCCUCCUUCCCUAGCCCCUCUCUUUUUCAACAUACACCAGCACAAAAGCCCUGGAUGGUGAAUGUGUGUGUACUUACUAUAGUAGUAAGUUGUGCUAUAUAUUCCACCCCCUCCUUGAGGAUCUCCACCCUCUUGCCCAACACCCUUCCUUGCCUUUACAGCACUUUCACAGAUCAGCAGUUGCGAAGGGAGCAGAAUUGAUCGUGCGGGACUUAAAUGCAGCCUUGGUAUGGGGAUCAGAUUGUGUAUUGCAUAAGCUGUCGGUCUGACUUCCUGCUUUUCAGCCGAAACGUUGCCCAAGGUUACUCAUGGAUCUCUUAAUUCAAAGUCUAAGGUCUCCCUGUUUACCCUUAGCACAUAGCAGUCUGGUUCAAGGCACUCUCAAACCCUGUAGCAUUCAGAAUUGCUAAGCUAAUGGCAACCAGAUGUCACAAACCACCUGAGAUUACCACAGCAAAUAAGGUGCUUGCCACUAGACAGCACUUAAUAUUGGCUGUGAUCAUGCUAGUUAUUAAUUAGUAAUUAAUAAGCUGUGAGCGUGCUGGUAAUUAAAUGAUGUUUUAUACGUUUUGUAUGUAGAAACUUAACUCAGCCAAGCAUCAAUUAUCUAGCAUGCCUGUGUAAAUAUAUCGUUAUUUUCUUUCUUUAAAAUAUACACAAACAGGGAUCUGUUAUUUUCUUUUCAUCAUGGUUCAUCUGUAAUUUCAUGCUUGACUGUUUGCGUUUUGUGCCUGGGAACUGAUUCCCAGACACAAAAUGCUUUGUGCAAAGUGGUACCAAAUAAACAUGUUUAUAAUGCUAUAUUUUCCUUUGGUUAAUUUUUUAAAAAUAAAUAUUUUGCAACUUUGAGAUUAGGUUGUGGAAGGCAUGCAACAUUUUACUCAAGAUAUUUCAGUUUUCCUGAUGAUGGUGGUAAAGUGAAUUUUGGAUUUUCUUUUCUUUUAAUCCUAGCUGUAGAUCUUCUUGAGAAAAUGCUUAUACUGGAUAGCGAUAAAAGAAUAACAGCAUCAGAAGCACUUGCGCAUCCUUACUUUGUACAAUACCACGAUCCUGAUGAUGAACCUGAGGCAGAACUGUAUGAUGAAUCAAUAGAGAAUAAAGAACGGAUUAUAGAUGAAUGGAAAGGUAAAGAAGUCUGUCGUUCUGCAGUUGACAUGCAGAGCAACCCCCACCCCAGAUUCUAGAAGACCAAAGAAAAUUGGGUUUUUAGACAAUUUUUACAGAACUCUUUGAUUCCAUUUUUAGGACUUCAUAAGGAAAUAAAAUCUCUUUGCCUGGUUUUGCUCAGUUAUCAGUGACUUGAGGGGAUUUCUAUUUUUUUGUUUAUUUUGGUUAAGCUUUAUUUUGAAAUGUAAAGAAGGGAAAGCCAUUUGUUCAGAACUUGCAAACAUUUGAUAGGAACUGGCCCCGGCAUGUACAUUGUGAACUAUGGGACCUGUAGCUUCUUGCUAGAAUUACUUCAGAUGUUUGCUUUAACCUCAGCCACUGGAUGUUAACAACAUCUUAAGAUAUAUAGUCUCAUUUCUGCUCAAGGCUAAAGUGACAAAGAAUAUCCCUUGCUAGCAAAACAUGUUGCCUGUGACAUUAUUUAAACAGAGUAAGGCUCUCACUGGGACCUUGAAGUUUUAAAUAAUGCCACGGGCAACAUUCUUUUUUUUGCUAGCAAGGGAUAUUGUUUCAGGUUUAAGAAGUGAAUGAAGACCAGCACCCGAAAAUUACAUAAACACGCAACUCGCUUUGUGCAAAAUAUCCUAUGCUAACAGCGUUCAGAAGCCUCUCUGAAGGGUUGAAAGAACCCCUCAGCAAUGUGGGAUGGAGAGUCGGAAAAUGGAGGGCAGGAUUUAUUGUCUGAAAUUUGACAUGAGCCCUAAUACAACAUUCAAGUUAACAGAAGCUUCCUGUUCCACCUUUGUUCCUUUCUGAUGAGCCUUCCGCACCCUAUCUCCAGAGAGCAUUUUCAGGGGAUGCAGUAAAAUUUAUUUCCAUGAACUUCCGCCUUAUGUUCGGGUUCUAGCCUGUGUUCUUUUAUUGUGUUGCGUGCUCAACACAUAGGGCAUCACCUUCAACUCCCCCAGUGUUUCCCAAACUUGGGUCUCCAGCUGCUUUUGGACUACAGUUCCCAUCAUCCUUGACCACUGGUCUUACCAGCUAGGGAUGAUGGGAGUUGUAGUCCAAAAACAGCUGGUGACCCAAGUCUGGGAAACACUGAUACACACACAUUCCAAUUUGAUUUUUCCUCUUUUGACUGCUGAGUCAAGAGACAAUUCCACCUGCACUCUAGUUAGGUGCAGGGAUCUGAACACCGACUUGCUGCUUGCUACCAGUGUAUUCAGAUACUUUCUUCUUACUUGGUGGAGUUUAAACACUUGCACCCUUUCAUUUAGCAGCCUGAACUUAUGCAUGUUUAUUUGGAAGUGAGUCCCACUGAGUUCAAUACUGCUUGCUCCCAAGUAAGUGUGCAUAACAAAUCUCUCAAUGUACCCUGUGGCCCAAUUAAAAGAAUUUUAAGUCAGCUAAAAAAGCCAAUGCAAUUCUGGGCUGCAUCAGUAGGAGUAUAGCAUCUAGAUCUAGGGAAGUAAUAGUGCCACUGUAUUCUGCUCUGGUCAGACCUCACCUGGAGUACUGUGUCCAGUUCUGGGCACCACAGUUCAAGAAGGACACUGACAAACUGGAACGUGUCCAGAGGAGGGCAACCAAAAUGGUCAAAGGCCUGGAAACGAUGCCUUAUGAGGAACGGCUAAGGGAGCUGGGCAUGUUUAGCCUGGAGAAGAGGUGGUUAAGGGGUGAUAUGAUAGCCAUGUUCAAAUAUAUAAAAGGAUGUCACAUAGAGGAGGGAGAAAGGUUGUUUUCUGCUGCUCCAGAGAAGCGGACACAGAGCAAUGGAUCCAAACUACAAGAAAGAAGAUUCCACCUAAACAUUAGGAAGAACUUCCUGACAGUAAGAGCUGUUUGACAGUGGAAUUUGCUGCCAAGGAGUGUGGUGGAGUCUCCUUCUUUGGAGGUCUUUAAGCAGAGGCUUGACAACCAUAUGUCAGGAGUGCUCUGAUGGUGUUUCCUGCUUGGCAGGGGGUUGGACUCGAUGGCCCUUGUGGUCUCUUCCAACUCUAUGAUUCUAUGAUUCUAUGAUUCUAAGUCAAUGCACACAUGUGUGCUAUGGAAAUACUUUAGCUGAGAGAUUUUUGUGGCGUAUUUUCCACAACUUGAUGGUGAUGGUGGUCCUUAUCCACCAAUCUGGGAUAAGAUAGCCUGCCCAGUUGCAUAGCUAGGGAGUCCACCUUCUGCUAGACCAGACUUCCUCAACCUCGGCCCUCCAGAUGUUUUUGAGAAUACAAUUCCCAUCAUCCCUGACCACUGGUCCUUCUAGCUAGGCAUCAUGGGAGUUGUAGGCCAAAAACAUCUGGAGGGCCGAAGUUGAGGAAGCCUAUGCUAGUCUUUACAAAAUAACCUCAUAACAAAUUACCAUUCACUGGGUGGGGGUGGGGGGUGGGAAUGUGUAUUCACACCGUGAGAAAGAGGUUCUUUGUUACACACUAAUUCACCCCCACACACACACUGCCUAUCAACAUUUAUUUCUGUAAAAUGCAGUAACCUCCCUUUCUUUAAAUAAUAGACAACCCUUGGUUUAAAGAGGCAGAGGACACAGUUGUAUUUCCCCCCCUACCACUUGAAAUGUUGAGGCAAGCUGGUUUUAUUAUUAUUCGCAUGCACUUCACCCAAAGACGGGUAUUAUAUAAGGAAUGUUUCAGUGAAAUGCCUUCUAGCAAAACUCACAAAGAAAAGCAGAAGUGAAAUCCUUACAUACACUGGGCUUUCGAUUUUAGAAAGAUACGUUGUUUUCCCAGAGAUUGUUGCUGUGAUGUGGCCAACCAUCAUCAAUCAUAACACUUUUUGAUUCUUUCUCUCUUAAGUUUCGAUUUUAAAAAUGUCUGUUUUAGUUUCAUAAAAGCUUUCGCUCCAUGUUUUACAGGUUUUGUACUGUAUUCCACCAUAAACCAUCUUAAAGUUGUAGAAGCAAUGUUUUGAAAUUUAAAGUGUUUCAAACUAUGUUAGCAUUAGUUCUCAUCAGCAUCCAGAUGCUAAGAUUUCCCCCUAGAGCUGCCUUAUCUGGUUCUUUCAGAAGAACUGGGUGGGCUUUUAAUUUAAUUUAUAAGUAUAGUAAUGUCACUAACAUAAGAUCUACUGAUCUUAACACCUAAGUGGGUGAGGGGGGGAAGAGAUUAUUGCUCAGUUUUGUGGGGUGGGGCUACAUUAUUUAGGACUUUAAACACUACUACAAGUACCUUGAUUUUGACCCAGAAACCAGUUGUUGUUCUUUUAAUACUACAUCUCAUCUCCAUCACCUCCACCAUGCCUGAGUGUGAGAGAGACCAUUUUUCUACGCUCGGCUGUUCUAUUUUAAUUUAAGCAGUGUCCGUCUGUGUGCAAGCAGAACGUUAAAGUUUUGCAUCCAUGAGAUCAUUCAAACUAAAUAGCCAGACAGGUAGGUACUUUCAUUCAAAUUUAAGGAAAGUUUCUGUAGUUGAUAUGUCCGUGUCAAUGUGGGGAAAUUGUGUUAUUUUGUAUCCUGGGCAAACUAGUCAGAUGACACUGUGUGUUCCUGAUAUGGACUGUGCAUUCCAAUUUUUUUAUUUUAAAAAGCAAGACUUCAGUUCAUUAGGAGUUAGGAUCCUUACACAGAUGGGGAAAUGUAUUUAAACGGUCAUCAGCAAAACAUGCAGAAAUCUGUCUACUGGAGCUGAUUGUUUUCCUGCAGAGUUGGGUCAUUCAUCCUCAGUGCUAGAGAAAAAUGUCUUUUUAGGGAUUUUAUAGCCAUGGUUUGUUACAGUACAGUAGUCAGCACAGCCUAUCCUUCAGUAUAUAGUUAUUGGCACAGCAAAUCUGAGGUUCAGGUUCUUGGUAUAUUAAAUGUGUGUGUGUGUGUGUGUGUGUGUGUGUGUGUGUGUGUUGAGAAAGCGAACAACCACAGACAUUUCCUGGAAUAUGUGUGUUCCUUCUGCCGUCAAUGCCCUGAUGCAUAUCUAAAUUACUAAUAUUUCAUAUUCACUUUGGUUGUUUUUUUCUCUCUCUUUCUCUCAUUCAAGAACUUACAUAUGAAGAAGUGAUCAGCUUCAAACCACCCGAUUUAAAGAUGGAUAGCCUUGAAAUUGAACAAUAAAUCCAGAACCUUAUCCUUUUUUUUGCCAUGCUGUACUAUGAAGACUAUUAAACGGAUUGCAUUGCAAUUUAAUUUCAUAUACCACAAGCGUAGAUUUUACUAUCCAAAGAUCUUGGAAAAGCUAUGGGAAAGCAGAUAAAUAGCGCUGAAGGAAAAUGUAUCCGGGGUGUGUUUUGCCUUGUACUACGAAUGUAAUAAUUACAGAACAUUAAGAACUGCUUCAUUAUGACAAAUGAUGCACUGAGGGUUUGUUUUUUUACAAAAAAAAACUGUGUCUUCUCUGCAUGUCUCAUUCUAUUGGUUGUGAUGCCAAAAACGGUGAUUUUAAUAUUAUUUUGAGGUUGUACAGUUAAAGCAUGAAUGUAUGUUGAAACAAAAAUAGAAGCCCAUACAAGCAAUUUAUUAUUUUUAAGAGUUACCUUAAUUCUAUGUUGUGUUAUGUUUAUUUUAUUUUUUAAUUUAUAGAUAGUGCCUUUAGGAGAAGGGGCCACUGUAGUAAGUUAGUCAUAAUAGAUACCUGUAGUGGUUUUCAUGACCAUGCUAAGAAUUUCUGGAGUGAUUGACCGACAGUUGGAAGUUAGAGAGUCAGAUCAUUGUUUUGUCAUUAGAGUUUGCCGUCAUUUUUCCUAUAGUUGUAGAAAACUGCAGAGCACAGUUUUACUAGUGAUCUAGCCCUAAAAUGGUCCACUGUGUCAAGUUCUAAUGAGUGGAAUUUAUCGCACACAUUUGAGUUCUUUGAAGAUCUAGCUCCCCACUAGAGCACUUUCUCUGUAAUUUUGGAGUGCCUGUUCCUCCCCUGUCAAUAAACUGUUUUGAAAACAAAA